UGGUUUCCAUGGACACAGUAGCUCAGACCGUCGGUAGAAGUUUUUAAAAUUGAGAAGAAACUUUCUAAAACACGGUGAGUUUGGAAUUUAAGAAUAUUUUUUAGCGUUAGGAGUUAUGACGGAACCAGAAAGUGCAGGUUUUACCAACCAGGAACACCUGAAAUGAGGUAGGUUAUAAUAAGCUACAGAGUGUUAAAGAAAGGGACAGCUUAAAGUAACGGUUCAAAAACUUCAUAAAUAACAAAGAAACGUGUUUAAAUGUCGAAAGAUGAGAUGACAUGAUGCACUGAUGAGACAUUUAGAGGAAACAUAGGUAUAGCCUAACAUGAAGAGCUAAAUGAUAUGAACCUGAAACGUUACAGCUGAAACUAUUUAGCUGUAAUUAAAUCCAAAUUGUACUUUAUUUAUUAUAGGAGAAAUACUUAAAGGUCAAAAUUUGAGAUGGAAUUUUAAAAUGAAACGUUUUAUUAUGAAAUUAAUAAUAAUAAUAAUAAUAAUGAUGAUAAUGAUUUAAAAAAGAGGGAGAAUAUUAUUAAAAAGGAAACCAUGAGUCCAAAAAAUAAGCUGGUCAUAACUAAAGGGGGGAAAAAGGGUGGAGGGUGAUAAUUUUAGAUGUAAAGUUAAAAAUGAGAUCUUUAAAGUCAUAUUUGUGGUUCAAAGACUUUGACAUAAUGUGAAAGUGAAUCAUGAUUGUGAUAAAAUGGGUCAUUACAGAAAAACUUAAAGCUAAAAUUAUGAGCUGAUUACUUUGAUGAAAUCAAGUUGAAGUUAUGAUGGAUAAUCAUGAGGUAAAAAGUUGUAAUUAUAAGAGUGUAAGUCAUAAUAAUGAGACAAGAAGUCAAAAUGAUGAGGUCAUCAUUAUGAUAAGGUCAGAAGCUUAUUACUAUGACUUCUUUAUCAUAAAUAGGGUUUUUUGUUAUUUCUCAGUUUUGAUUUAAUAUUAAGAAUUAUUCUUAGUUAAAGCUAAGUCUUGAUCUUUUUUUCUAACUGAUGUUAAUGGGCUUCUAUGGGUGAAACUUGUGACAUAUUUGUAGAGUGUAAUCUUCAUCCUUAAGCAGAGAUCACAUUCAAGCUAGGCUAAAUUUGAACUUAUGCAUGGCUGGUGUGACCCAGUACUGUCUGUAAACCUCUAUCUGAAGAAACACAAGUUUAGAGUUUUCUGCACAAGCACAGUCAAAUGCACUUUUGUAUUAAUAGCUUUUAGAUUAAGCUCUAAAUGGAUAAGGUAGCUUUUUUUAUUGCUAACAUGAUAGAGUUACAUGGUUUUGAUUAAAGAUAUUACUGAUAUUUGGUAACACAAUUCUAAAAAAGACCUUUUUGUUUCAGCCGUGAAAUAAAUCAGAGAACUGCCCCAAAUGUUUUCUUCUUACCCGAGCAGCAAGUUGGUCACAUUUUAAUUUGAGUAAAGUCAAGCUUCUUGUUGAUCCUAUAUUCAGAUGACACAAAAUGUUUAAAAGGUUGUUCUUGUUUUUUAGUGUGACACUAUCUCAGCUAGUGUUAUGGGGGUUUCAUUGAGCAGGGCAGCCCAGUGGACCACUGUCAGCCCUGGUUCCGUCAGACUGGAACCCACACCAAUGAAUGAAUCCCUGUUAAAAGAGAUCCUGCACUUUGUGGAGCGGCUCAGCUCCCAACACCCUCAGGAGGCAGAGCAUGUGUUUGAGGAGCCGCUGCAGUGGACGACCACUUUAGUGGCAUCUGAUUUCCAAACAGGCUAUGACAUCAGGUCGGUCUAAUCAGGAGGUGGGCAGCUGGCUGGCCUGUGCGCUCAGUAUUACGUGUCUUUUCAGGAUAUGCUGUCAUCAUGGUGUCCAAAUGUAUUUCACUUUGGCUUUAGUCAAAGAGUGAGCUAUAAUUAAUUUGUUUUUCAGCUUCACUUAGUCGAGAGGACAUUCCUUUUUGUUUCAUCAGAACUUCAGGUUUCUUUGCUCAUAUCUUAAAAGCAGAGAAGCACAAAAACAAAAAUACAGAAUCUGAUCUUCUCCUUGUGCUCCAGCGUUAAGAACCAAAUACAAAACACUUAAUAACACGCAUGAAAACAGAGAUAUUCUUGAAUUUUGUGUCUUUUUUUCUCAGUGACUCAGAUGCUCAGUCCCAUGAGAAAGACAGUGAAGGAUGUCCGCUGUUGCAGCUUUCUCCUCCUGUUGUUUAUGUGCGCAGCUUCAGCCAGAUCGCUAAACUGCUUCAUCUGGCAGAAAACACAAAGCUGAAGGAGGUUCAAGCUUGUCUAGAAGGUAAGUACGAUAACCACAAGAUGAUAUUUGAAUCUACUUUGCAUCCUAAGUAGUCAAGAUGCCAAAAUACCUCUAUAACUGCAGACUUUAUUUGUUUGUCCUUCCACUUAUCCUCUGCAACCAGCAAUUCAUGCUGUCAGUGGUUAUUCAUCACAGAUACACCUGGGCCAAACAGGGAGAAAAGCACAUGAUGAAUGAAAAUCAGUUUUUGGACUGUCUUUAAAGACAGAGUGUACCUUUAUUUUUUGAGAGUACUUACUAACAAAGUAAUCAUCUUUUAAACACGAAUCUUUUGUGUGGAACAGAAAAUAGAGACCCAGUAGAGAAGAUUCUGGGUCCCAGCUUUGCUGGUGUUUUGUCCAGAGAGGACGCUGGUGUCGAUGUGCUGAGUCCAGUGGACAAAGUCAAAGAAGAGAGUGACGGCAAAGACUCAGAAACCACAAUAAAGCUGCUCCCGCUGCUGCAAAACCUGGAUGACCAGCUUCUCAAGAAGUGUCUCAGAGAGACCUCAGAGUGAGUGCUCUUCUUUCUGAUUGGUUAUCCUCUCCCCCCUCUACAUGUAGUCAUUUUGGAUCUGAUCCAUCUGUGGGUUUGGAACAGAAACUGUAAGUGAGUGAGAUGAUUUUGAUGUUUGUCUUGUUUUGUUUUUCUACGUUUUCAUCAGCCUCGACCCCACCGCAGCCAAGAAAGAAGUGGAGCUGCUGAGACGUCUCUGCACUGAGCAGAGGGUGUUGAAGUCGGUUCGAUACACAUCAGGUUUGAAUUAUCUCCACAUUUCACUUGGUUAGAAGGAGAGCUGUUAUUACUAACACUAAGGCUGGAAGUAUGAAGGAGUCUGUCCCCACAGAGUGAUACUGGACAGUAAAUCUAUCCUGCCUGGAGUCCUGUGUCUUUGUCUGCAACACAACAUGAUUUCUGACUUCUGACUUUAUUUUUCUUUUCUUGUCAGAUUAUGAGUUUUCAAACGGCUGUCGUGCUCCUCCGUGGAGACAGGUGCUUGGGGAGAUCUGUUACCUGGUGAUUGAGCCGUGUGAUACUGAGGCGCUCUACAUCACCUAUAGCACUGCUGGAGUAUUUCUGAAUGGGGUAGGAGGAUGGAGCAUUGUAGAGUACACUAUCUAAUAUGGAAGUGAAAUAGCUGACCUGUGGGUCUAAAUUUUGACUAAGGUCAUGAAGUUGUGCGGUCUGUCCAGCACUAGUGCCCUCAAUACUAGAGAUGGGAAUCAAAACCUGGUUCUAGAUAAGAAGUGGUACCAGCUUGUUUGAGCCAAAUUGUCCUGACUGAACUGUGUGUUUCUGUGAAAUCUAAGACUUUUCUGUCUCACAGAGGAGAUCUGUGUAUUUUAGGGACUGUCCAGAUAAAAGCUUAUCGAUUCACAUCUACUAGAUGAAUGGAAACUUUUGAGAAUUCUUAGAAAGACGCAGUUAUAACCAGGUCACAGCAGACAGAUGCUUUAAGAAGCACUGACACUAUACAGUAAGUUUCUGAACAACAGUUGUAAUUUUGGAAAUGUUCAUUUAGCAGCAGAGAAACCAGCAGAGAGCCAAUGACUGCAAACAGAUCAGAGUUCAGCAUGAGUCCCUCUGACAGCCACGAGUCUCUGUGCAUCGCUCCAGCUGGAAGGAAAACCAUGUUGAAAGAAAACACAGCGGUCUACAACAUAACCACUCCCAGUAAUAAAACAAAGACUACAGUCUAACAUUACGUUUACCAUCCAUACAGCGUGAGCACGUGCAACACCAUAACCAGCAGAGUUUAAAAGUUAAAGAUAUCACAUUACAGCCCAUGGUGUUUCUUGAUGCUGUUGAGGAUUUUUAAUGUAAGGAGAGUUUCUGUUGAGUCAAACAGGUCUGUGUUUGAUCAUGAUCAAAUGUCAGAUUAGACUUCAGCUCAAAAUUUUCAUCUGUGUUUAUAAAAUAAUCUAAAUUUGUUUCAUGUAAAUAUCAAAUAUGAGGCUGUAAGUGUAUGCUUAGUGUAAAGCCUUACAGAGAAGGUCUAAAAGGCAGGAAUCCUCAUCAAAUGUGUUAGCAAUCAUUCCUCAGAGUGACUUUUUCAUAGUGCAGCACCUCUCACUCUCUCUGACUCUGUAGGUUUCCUGCCUCUGUUUCUUCACCUGGAAACAGUUGGACAGAGGGGGAAAAACUACAACCUUAAACCAAACGAUCGACACUUGAUGCAAAUGAAACCUCAAAGAGCAGCAGUGUCUUACACCUAAUUUAGCGGUUUACAUGGUUUUACACUUCCUCUCUGAGGCGGCCUGCAGAUACUCUGAGCCUGCUAACACUAGAUACUCCUGCUGACAUGUGGAUCACAUUGUUACUGUGGUUAGUAGAAUUAAUGAAGCUGUUUUUCACUUUGUUUUCACAGCGAGUUAAAGAGGAGGGGGAGGAGGACGGCUAUGAGAGAAGGAGUGAUGUCUACAAAGACCUGCUGACUCUCCUGAAGAGCAGAUCUCCACAGUUUGCUGAAAACAUGAAGGAGCAGGUACACACACACACACACACACACACACACACACACACACACACACACACACACACACACACACACACACACACACACACACAUAGACCUCCUCAUAUUUUCUUGAAUUUAACCUUCAGAGUUCAGCUUUGUGGGUGUUAAUGUGUCUCUGUCUAAUGAACCAGGUCCUCCUCUUUAACUCUGGUUUGAUCAGAGAUGUUAUGUGACUCAUGUCCAUUAACAGUCAGGAUCAUGUAAUCAGUGCCAGUGCUGCUCUAUGCUUUCAGCAAAUCUCUGCUCGUUACUAUGUUGAAAAUCCCUGAAGCGACCUGCACCGUGUUCCCAGCAUCAAAAACAGCCACCAUCUCACCCACCACACACCCCCUGACCCCCCCCCCCCCCCCCCCACGACCCCCCAACACCGCGACCCCCCAACACACACACACACACACACACACACACACACACACACACACACACACACACACACACACACACACACACACACACACAGGCUUGUUUCCAGACGCCGGAGUUUGUGUGAUUUUGUCAGUCCUGCUUUAGCGAUUUGACGACUUGACAAAUCUUUUCAGUAAUAGAUUCCAGCUGCAACCCAAAAUCUGUUUAUCAUUUUAGAUAUGAUCACUUUUUCUCCUUCAGGCUGAUGUUUGCUGGAAAAUACGGCAUCAUCACAUGAGAAUCAAAGCCUUUCAGACCACUAAGUAAUCACUGCCGGCUCAGUGUGGUUAUCAAUUUUCUUUGGUGAGAGGAAGAAAGGCACAGAGUUUAUCCUGAAAAAAUCACAUCUACUUUUCUGUUUGUAAUGAGGUCACUCUCACAGGAAUAACACAGCACAGAGGCAUCUCUGCUGAUUAUUGUUUUUCUUUUGAGUUUGUCUUUUCAAGCCUGUUCAUCUGACAGAGCUGUUCUGGAUGGGAGGAGGGCUGAGUUUACGGAACUACAAAGACAUGGCUGAGGUCUGUUCCUCUGUUAAACUUUAAAGCCUCUCUUUGUACAGCGAUCGGCAUGAGCUGUGCCCUGUGUAAAGUGAUAAUCAGCAGGUGUUAGCUUGCUUACAGUGUAAACUUAGAUGGGGAACUUGAUUCAAGUUAUACAGACGAUUCAUCUAGCCAACUAAUGGCAUUUUGACAUAAACAGUGGUGAACAGGCUUCAGCCCUCCUACAGCAGAUAUCACCAUCAUCUUUCUAAAUAAAAACUGCAUUUAACAGCAAAUCAAAUCGAAGACUCUCCAAUGUUUAACAUUAUUCUGUUAUUAUGUAAAGGAUAAUGUAGUAUAAUUAUCAUACUGUAAAUAUUCACCAUGUAUAAUUUUUCAAUCUUACUGUAGUCGGAUAGGUGGACAGAAAAUCAUAUGUCUCUUGUGGUUGUAUUUUACAGAGCCAAAUAUUUUUCCAUCAAUAUUAAAAAAGAAACAAAAAAACAUUUCUUAAUUCACAAUUCUGAUAUCGGUGGACCACUACUCCAAAGAUCAUCGCAUUAGCAUCAUCACAGCUUUGUUGACUUCUUAACUGGUUAUUUAAGUGAAGUAUUUGUCCCACAGCAGACCUUUAUCUAUGUAUGAAUUGUGAAAAUGAAAAUUGUACUUCAACUUCCCUCAAUAGUUUGUUUAAUUGAAAAUACUACGAAGGGCCUCCAGAUUUUUCUGUCAGUCUGGGUCACCUGUCGAGUAGCUUAGCAUGAUUAGCAAAACUUUUUAUGUGUCUAAAACUGAUGUCUGUGAAAACCCUCAUUUUACCUCCUCUGGCUAAAACACUUUCUUUUGGCACAGAUGGGUGUGUUACUUUUUACACAGCUUCACAGUCACAUAUCCACAACUAGCUGCCAGUUCAUCCAUGUUAGCAUUUAUAAGCUGAAGAUGUUACUAUUUACACAGCCCCAUAGUCCUGAAACAAGCUGAAAUCUCCCCCAUUAGCCGCAUAAACUGUAUGUUACCUUGCAGAUUAACAUUUUAUGCAGACUGGAAGUCAAAAAAUAUAUUCACAAUAAUGUUUUUGCAGAAAUGUCUAAGGCUAGUGUCCUGUUUUGGUUUAAAAAAUGUAAAAUAGUUGAUGUUUAGCGUUCUGACAGGAGUCUGAAUUAUCUUAUGAUUAAGAAGUAAGUGAUAUUUCAGAGGCAGGAGUUUUGUCUUUUUAGAAAUAGAACUGUACAAAGACUUCCCUGUGAGUGUUGCCUUGUCUGUAGAAAUGUGCCUCCACAGUGUCUAUGAGGUUUUGAUUGGUCCCUGUGAUUCCCUGAAGAUAGUAUAAAGAUGUUUUAGUGUUAGGAAUGUGGUUAGAGAAGACUUUAAUAAACCAAUGAGCAGUGCCAGGCCGAAGGGUGUGAAAAAACAUCCAGGCGUUUAUAUUUUAUGGGCAGUGUGUGAAGAGUGAUGCCCUCAGACUGAAGGAUCUUAAAGUGAUGGACAGCUGCAGUAAAAAAAAAUUACUGUGAAGUCGUUUGAAGAGGCACAAAUCACUCAGAUUCUGAGUCUGCUGGAUUGUCUUUGAUAUUCAGCGUGUCCUGAUGCUUCAGUUUCUCGCUAAUCAUCCUCAUAUGAAGAGGUCAACUCGAAAACACAACGCUUUGAAACUCGUGAUUGAUUUCUGAUGACAGCAAUCAAACGGAGCAACAGGCAUCCUUUUCCUAAGACAUUUAGUAAUUUCGUUCAUUCUUGACAUAAUCCUUUCAGCUGUAAUUUGAAGGCUCAGCGUUCACGCCGUCUGUCAGAAACACUGUCUCUCAUAUCUGCAGCUCUGUCUCCUGAUUGCAGCUCAGAAAACUGAACCUGGAAAGUGAUAGCCAAAGAUAACAACACCUAAUCUCCAAACAUAUCUGCAUGUAUUCCCAGAGUGAGGAAGCCGCUCUUUCAAACAGUUCCAUGACAUGAGACAGCUUCAAUCAAACAGGCGGAGGCAGCCAGAGGAGAGGAGGCUGCAGCUCAGAGGAAAAAGACUGGCCUCCUCUGCUCUGGGCUGUGGAUUCAUUUUGACAUCACAGCGUGAUUGGAAAUUGGACAUGCUGCGUAUUUGCAUGCAGAAAGUCCUCACUGAGAAGCAGAGAACUCCCUGGUCGUAGAUUUGUUUUCCUUAUUCACAUCCUGAAAUUAACAUGGACGGUCUUCCUGUCAGAGUCAGUCUGGAGAAACUUCUUGAAUCUCGCCACUGACAGAUAUUUUAUGGCCGAUGGCUCCAGAUUUGCUGCCCUGUUGCUUUUCCAUCAGCAUGGAUUAAGAAAUUACAAACACCCCUACCACAAACACAUGUAAAUAGUUAAGGUUUUAUUAGUGAAUGUUUGGAAAAAUGACAAUUGAAAGAAUGAGGCUUGCUCAGGAAUGUCACUUGCUAUAAAGCCCUGAGCCGUCAGUCCUGUUGAACACCAAGCUUUUCUGCAGGCCUGCAGCACUUCAGAUGCAGAGUCACCUGUAAGAGCUCUUUUUACUUUUUACUGCAGCAUGUCCAGGACUUUGGAGAGUUUCCUCCUGUAUGAGCACAUGGACUUUAUCCAUUUCACAUCUAAUAGAAUUUAACCUGGUUUGUUAGCCUAAUAAAGUCAGACUGAGGGUCUGAGGCUGGGUGAGUUGACUUGUAUGUUGCCAAUAGCAGGUCACUUUGUGUUUCAUGAAAAACAAGUCAUUGGAAAGUGAUCAGGCAAGCUUGGCUGCGGGAUCUUAAUUCUUUUUCCUCCAGCCCCUAAAACCUGUCAAGCCCCUAACAAACAAUGACAGUCUGAGCUGUUUCUGCAGAGCAGGUGUCUGUGAUUAAAAACGCUCCUGCCUCCAAACCAUUCAUAUGUGUCUUAUUGGCAAUCAUGUACAGGCUGUUAAAUUGGUAUAAAGACCUUCAAACCUUAAAAAAAAAAUUAAAAAAAAUCUAAAUAACAACGGCACAAAGGCGUUAUUUUGUCAGUGCCAAGCUGUACAGUUAUAUGUGGAGGAAUGUACAGAAACAAUAAACUUCUGAUAUUGUUCAGCCAAUCAACAGAGAGGGACAGGGUUUAUUUUAAGCCCUGGGUAAAAAGUGUUAUUUUACUCAAAAUCCUCAAUAAAGAGCGGAUUGUUCCUCAGGCCUGCACAAGGCUUUUAUAGCAGUUUUAUGUUUUUCAUGCGUCACUGAUGCUGCUCUGUAGUUUUAUAUUCUUUUUGGGGUUCACUUGCCAAUACUUUACAUUUAAAUCUAAUUUGUCACAAAUAUUCUGGAGAGGGUUAUCAUGUCAGGUCGUUGUUGAAUGAAUAAGACCCACAUCUUCACAACAAAGUGAAGUGAACAUUGCAAUGGUUAUACUUUACAAGCGCCAUUCAGAGGAAUUUAUAACCUAGAAACAUAUGGUUUUCAAAUUGAUUGUAUAUCUCCCCAACAGAAAUGUAGAGCAAACUGAAAGAGGACUUUCUCCUCACUCUGUAGCUUUUGUCUUUUUCCACUUACCAACAGGAUCCUGCAGCUCAAGAGCUUCCAUCAACACAACAGAUCCAGCAUGUGGAACCGGUUGAUGUGAAGGAACAAGGCCAACCCCAGAGGUCUUACCAGCAACAGGAAAAGAAUGUGCAUGAGAAGAGGAGACAACACACGCCGCGCAAAACAGGCGGCAGGAGGAAAUAUGAACCCUGUUCAAGAUGGAGGGAUCUCCGUCUCAUUGCACCAUGUGGGUAUGUGAUAAUCCUCGCUGUACGAUGUGCUCUGUAGUGUCGUCAGACUGAAGUGUGCCCCGGGAAUCCCUCUUGUUAAAGAGAUGAGCUGUGCGUGAUGGUGAUGCCAAGCCUUCGUCACAUGUCUGCCAGCAUCCCAGCAUUCAAAGACAGGGUUAUAUGCUUUAUACAUCUCAGGGUAACUGCAGAUAUUCCUAAUUGCACUUUGAUCUGAGUUAAUAACUUUGUUAGCGGUGCUGAGACCCGUUCUGCUCAGUUACAGACAGAAAUCUGGGGAAAAAGUCUGAGAAAAAAAUCCCUAAGUGAUCUAUCACAUAUGGUCUCUGAUUGAUAAAUAGAUUGAGCAUGGGCUGAGCUGCUGCAGCUGUACCUUAUGAUAACUGUACCCAUUUGAAGAGAAGCUGGCUCGAGAUAAAAGUCUCUCUAUUGAAAGAAAAUACCGGCUGAACCCUUGUCUCAAAUUGUUAAAUAAUGAUUAUGUUAGGAAAAUAACCAUUUUCAAAAUAGAAGUGGGCAUAAUGGCUCUUAUUUCACAUCAUUACAGGAAAGCAGAGGAAAAGAAAAGCAGUAAGAGCUCUGCAGAGAAGAAAUCCAGUGAAAUCCAGAAGAAAAAGUCUGCAGCGGGAGCCAAGAGCAAGACGAAAUCCGAGUUUUCUGCAUCCUCUUUACCUGUCCUACGCCUGUCCUCCCAAAUUAAAAUGUUAGUAUCUACGCUUCAUGUCAGAUCCUGUCAGGAGUGUUCCUGUGAGAUCUGUAUGAGAUUCAGGAGCUGAAAUAACGAGCUGAAAGAUGUUUCUUUUUUCGCAUGGUUGCACAGAAAAACCUGCAGAAAAAACAAACGUACGUAUUUGUUUUUUCCUCCUCCACUUCUUCAGCUGCAUCUGCCAACAUCCACACACUGAUAGCAUCAUAAAUCAACGCUCUGUUUACUGAUAGCUCUCUGUGCAGCUCAUCACUUAGUGUAAAGGCCAUAAAGACCCCGGGGUGCAUCCACUCAGUCACAGCUCUGCGCACCACCCAGGAAAAUGCUCUGGUCUUCCUCUUCUUUGGCGUAUAUCAUGUGGGUUUGUGGAAAACAUUCGCUCAUAAUGCUGGCUCCCUCUGAUAUUAAGCUCCCCUGGCAGUGCUGUUCCUCCAUACAUGGAAACUGUCUCUCAGUGGCCCCAUUUGAUUGUGUACCAAAUUUCAUUGCUGCGCAGCGCACAGAUUUCAUGAUGCUGUGAUCCAAGUGGCCGAAGCUGCUCUGAAAAUCCAUCUGCUCAUUUGUUUGCAUCGAGCCUCUGCUCUGUGUUUGAUGAUGACUCCAGCCCUCUCAUGACCUUUUUCAGUCUCUACUCUCUGCUACUGAGGUUCUGAAGAGGUCAGAGCACUUGACACUUGAAAAACCUAAUCUUUGAAGUAUCUCCUCAUGUGGGAUGAUCUGGCUGUUUUUUCAUCUAAAACAGGAAAAGAGAUUUGCUGAUAUCAUAUUCCUCUCCUUUUGUCUGCUUGUGUAUUGUCUGGUUGUUGUUCUAUCUGCUCAGUGUGAUGUGAGGCCUGAAGUGAUCUGCUAUCUGCUCUGUUUGUUCAGUAAGACCCCAGCAGGAGCCAUGCAGGACGCCUACAGUGAGAGUUCAUCUGAGAGCGAGGAAGAGGAGGAGCAGCUUGAGCGACGACCAGAGAGCAACACAGACCUGCCGUCCGAAUACUGGCAGAUCCAGAAGCUGGUCAAAUACCUCAAGGUACAAUAACUCUGCCCCGCACCUGAUAUGCAGUCAGAAAAGUGCAGAUAAUGAGAUGCAUAAUGAGACCAUAUAUCACACACAUACACGCACGCACGCACGCACACACGCACGCACGCACGCACGCACGCAUAUACAUACAUAUAUAUAUAUAUAUAUAUAUAUAUAUAUAUAUAUAUAUAUAUAUAUAUAUAUAUAUAUAUAUAUAUAUAUAUAUAUAUAUAUAUAUAUAUAUAUAUAUAUAUAUAUAUAAUAUACAUAUAUAUGCUCACAUGGAUGGGGGUUGUUUAGAUGUUUGAGGGUUUUCUUAAAGUACUUCAAUUUGCUUUAUGCUUUACUGUACUCUGUAUGAUUUAACAUUGCUUUAAGGGGGUAUAUAAAUGAUCCCCCCACCCCACCAGUCUUCCAGAGAGUAUAGGACCUGCCUGUAGAUUCAGAGAACCUCUCCAAGCAUGUGCUCAGUUGGAAGUUGGACCCCAGCUUGAAUCUCAGCUGAUUGAAUAAAUUAAGUGAUCUUACCAGCAAAGGUUGCCCUUCAUCCUUAAACUUCGCCAUGUCCUAUUUUCAAACUUUAUAAACUUUAUAGAAAGACUUGUGUUGUGUGAGAUAUCAAAACAAAAAGCAGAGGUAAACAUCCAACUUAGCAUGUGCAGUCAGUGACACCUCUGUUGGCACAUGCCCAGUGCGGGGCUGAGGGAUUCCAGACUGAUUCCAAACUUUACAAAUUUAUGUUAUUUAACUGAAUUUAAAGUUUGUAAAAACAAAUAGCACCAAGAACAAAUUUCAAACUUAUAAGAUUAAAGAUAUAACAUUUGAGGGGUAUGAUCAAAACUACUUUGUACAUUAAAAUAUCAAACCAUCAAACAGUCAACACUAUUUUAACUGUGAGAGAGAAAAAAUGAUCUAGGGACAAAUUUUGCUGACAACAUCACUUUAUUUCCUAGUAACAGCAGAGAUCCGAGCAAAUGUCCAACCUACAGCUAUGCCCACACUUACAGAGGGCAAACUGUAUGCACAGAAGAUAAAUAGGACCCUCCCUUACAAAGAUCAAAUUUGACCUGUGUGUACACAGGUCAAAUGGGACCCUCCCUUACAGAGGUCACACUGUGCCUGCAAACAGAAAUAUUGCAGCUGCUGUUUGUCUGUGUAGUCAUAAAGGUUGGAAACUCCUGCUUAAGUCCUCAUUAUUGCGGUUAGUUUCUAGAUAUGGUGAACUCUGCCUCCGUUCUUGCUGUUGACCUUCUGCUGUAUUAGUCAGUCAGUGUCCCUCUUGAGGGGAGGAGGCUUUAACACUAACACUUUAACGCAGUAAAACCUUAGUGUGUUGUAAGCAUAUUCCUUUAUAACCCUCAAUCUCUACAUUAGACAAUCUUCUGUUUUUAACUGUUUGAGUUUAUUUGCUCCACUUCAAAACUUCAGACUGGUUUAGUUUAAAAGAAGCAAAGGAUGAUUGGAGCUACAUAAGGCAGGCUGUGGCAGAUAAAGCCCGUUGAAGCAUCUAUUUGAAGCUUAAAUAUCAGUUACCUUCCUUUUAUAUAAGACAUAAAGCCACCGUACUGAAUAUUUCAAUUAAUUUGGACUCUAUGUUCAUUUACACUCAAGAGGCUCAUGGUUAUUAACAUAGUCGGACGGAUGUAAAAGUUACCUGGUGUGACUUUUUUUUGGUCGCCUUUUUCCUCUCUAAUUUUUAAUAACCAAUAAUACACCAGUUUGAUGUUUUGAAGACGCAAAAACUGCAGUGCAAGUGUUAAGGGGACUUCCUGCAAUCUGAUGGUUAUUUCUGAUCUGAUUACAUCCUUUUCAUCUUUAUAAUCAAGAUCGAGCUGCACCCACCUCCUAAUUCUGAAAGAGAAAACAUCUUUGGUUGCACAGACACAGAUACUUUCUGAUCCCUUACAAACAUGUGAUGGUUACAGAGUGUUGCAGCAGGAAACAGUGAAGAGUGGCUCUUUUCCUGUCUUCCAGACAGGAAUUUUGACGUUGUCCCCAGUUUGUAUUUAACUUGUCAAGUGUGGAUGCAGGAAGGAGCUGGUAUUAAGAAAAGUAAUUUUCUCAUCACAUCACCCCGCCAUCAUGUCAGCUCUGUCCGGGUCACGUUGUCUUUUCGGGGUGUUAGAUAAAAUGGAGCAUGGGUUGCUCCUCAUUUUAGUGGCACUUUGCAGGAGGAUGCUGAUUGAAGUGGUGAAGUGGAUUCCUGGUGGCCUGUUUGGAUGCACAUGUGGACCAAAGCACAGGCAAAGAAGCUGUCUGAUGGCAGCAGCUGUACACACUGUUUGCCCUCACCACAGCAGAAGCAUAAAAAUGAAGCGCUCCCUGUGAUAGGUCUGACAGCACAUAUGGUGAAUAUUAAUAUGUCCAAACAUGGAGGAAUGAGAAGAGGAGCUCCAGGGACCCAGACUGGCUGGGAAUACCUCAGACCACAUCAGAGAUCAGCCUACCUUACUCAGUCCUCCUUAUUAUCUCUUUAUCUGGACUGUUUCAUUCAGACAGAUGAGAUUAAAACAGGCCGAGUUCACUUUGUUCUGACACGAAGCUAUGUGGUCAUCUUUCACAAACCUGUCCCCUUUUAUUAAACAGCAGAAACACUUAAAACUGCUUCACCUUUAACAACUUUUAACAGGACAGAGGAAUCUGCAUCAUGUAGCUAAGGGUAUUUUAUUUUCUUAGUGCUGCAGCAGAUUGUGUUUUGUGGCUAAAAACGAAUGCUCAUAGUGAAACCAAGUAAAUCUUUUAUAGAGAACUCUGCCCUCUGUCCAACUCCACUUAGAUAUUUUUGGCUGAGCAAAACAGAAAAUAAUAGAAGGAAAUUCCUGCUCUGAAUGCAUGCUGUUGUUCUUUUCCAGAGAGGAAAAAAGAUAUGAAAUAGGCUGAUUUAGAUUAAAAAAAGGAUCACUGCUCUGCAUGUGACAUAUUCUUCAGUGUGAUUCGGUAGUAAAUGUUCAUUUUGAGCACAUUCUUGCUUCACAAAGAUGCAGCUCUGCAGCACAAACAUGUCCCAGCUUUUCUAUCUGUCUGGAAAGCUCACUGCAGAGUUAUUUAUGGGGUUUGUUCAGUAGUCAUUUUAUAAUAUCAUUACCAUCAGAGGCAGAAAGUCAUGGUGAGCCAAGUUAAAUAUCUGUUUUAUUUUAGGAGGAGCUCUUUUUCCCCUCUUCUCCUCGCUCUAUAGACAGCCGUUUGUACUUGAGGAAGUCCAACACUUUUACUGAUGUUCUGUUUUGUGUUUUAAUGAUAUUUAUGUUUGCCUAACUUCUGAUGGGUUUGUUUUUCUACUUGUGUGACUGCAGAUCUGUGUAAUGCAACAUGUUCACACAGCCUCUCACAGCAUGUAGGUAUAAGGCUGAGUCUAGUGCGUCUGAGUUUCUACAGGAGUUUUAUGUCUGUGUGGGUACAUCAAUAACACACAGACAUGGAAAAAGACAUUUUACAUCGAAUGCAUCAGUGCCAUAUUAUAGGCAACUUUUUAUCAUACUUAUAUUUGGACAUGUAUACUUACAGGCUGUACUGAUAUACGGUCAUACAUAAAACAUACAGACCUUCACUGCAGGGCUCCUCUGCAGUUUGGAAAAGUCAAGAAUUUAAUUUUAGUUUAUCCAGAGCUGCAUAAGCAGAAAAUAAGAGGGUACAGAAAAGGUCCUGCUUUUCAGACAGUUGACCCAUUCUGCUUUUUUCAGUGAUUUUAUAUAUACUCUUAAACUCCUGUUUAGCUUCCUUAAAUAUAUAUAUGUAUGAGCUUUGUUACAAUUUAGGUGAAAAGACUGUUUUCUAUAAGGAUCACAUGUUCAUUGUUUCAUGGGAGAAAAGUGAAUCAACAAAGCUGCUAAGACAAGUGAAAAUCCAGAGGUUUGCACAGAAAGUCUAUGAAGGAGCUCAGAAAUGUGUGUUAAUAUUUAAGGAUGUGAGUAAAAAACCUCGUCCAUAUUUAAUACAAAACCAACUCAUUGGAAAUAAUAGGUCUGUUAUUUCUGAAUUGAAUUAAACUUAAAUUUUCAUAGAUUUUUACUUGGGAAACCAAAAACCCAGAAAACCACCAAUAAACAAGCUAUAGAAACAUAUCUGUAACUUCACAUUAAACAUCAAACAGUAGCUCAGGAUUUCACUUGUUCUCAUCUAUAAACUCACCUGCUUUAAAUCAGGACAGGUGUCAAUAAGAGACAAACUUUGAUGAAUCUUGAAUGAAACUGGCCAAGUAAAACCAGGGAUAUUUCAGUCACGAAAAAACAAGACAAGAUUAGAUUUCUACAUAAUUAAACAUUUUUCCAUCCUGAAAGACUGUGUCUUUGAUCUAAAAAGCUCUUUGCUUGUAUUUUACAUAAGAUGGGUUAUGAUGUACACAAUGAUGCAGAGUGAAAAUCAGUCAUGUUUUAAAAUGUCAAGCAUUUUAACAGGCUAAGAUAACCAUAAAUAUAUUAGAUUGUCUUGACUUUCUCUUGUUUUUUUCCUUUAAACCCAAAUAUUCAAGUUGUAUCUUUGUCUUUAAUAAUUGCAGUGGCUAGAACAGAAAACAGGUGUCUCUAUUUUUAUGGUUGUUAAAGCAAUUUUGUUUCUCAUUUCUCAGUAUUUUUAUGAUGUUUCAUUUGAUUAAUUCCAAAAACUAACAGCAUGAUGAGGCUUUUCUGGGCUAGUGGUCUAUGUGUGUGCCUCGUAAACAGAGGACAUGUGGGUUUGCUUCCAGCCUGUGGCUCCUUUCUUGAACAUUCCUCUCUCUCUUCUGUUACCCACUCUGUCCUCUGUCUUAAUGACAUAUUGACCAUACUGGCCAGUCAUCUGUCAUUUCCAAAAUCAUUGUAGUCUCUUCCUGCUAUUUUUGUUGCAUAAACAUGAUGGCCCAUCAGCAUUCAGAGGUCUUUGUGUUCUCCAUGCCUCUAUGGUGGUCAGGAGUUUUUAAACUAGCCUCUGUUUCCCAAUUCAUAAAAAUGUUCAGCUGCACCAGACCAAGGAGCAAAAAACCUGAGUUAACGGAGAAAGUUCAAACCAGAUUUGUGGAACCAGGUUUCUCUAGUACAUUUAAGAAAGAAAGAAAGAAAGAAACUUUAUUGUCCCAGUGAGGGGCAAUUAUUUUUGCAGCAUGCAGUAAUAAAAGACAAGUACAAUAGAAAAACAACACAUCAUUCGAAAUCAUUCGCAUACACGAAGGUGUACAGAUUCUCAGGAUGGCGAGUCACAACAAGUUGUUAAAGUUGUUUAUUCAAAGAAAGUCUGGGUGCACCAUCUCUGGUUUUAUGACUUCAUCAGAAUUAUAAAUGUGACCCGUGUAUCCCUCUAUGUAUAAUUAUGUAUCAUUCUACACGUUACCCCAAUGCUUCUGUUGGUCUGAAUCUGAUACCCAGCUUUUCUGUGUACAUUUUGAUUUAUUCCUUAAACAUACCAAUCAAGUAUCCAGUCUUUUCCCACCUUGUUUUGUAUCUUGUCUGGAGCUGUGCAGCAUGAUAAUACUUCUGCCUUUCACUUUGUUAGAUAAGCUAAAGCUUGUUGAAAUAGUGAGUAGAGAAAGCCUUUACAUGCUCAGUGAAUUCACUGAGUAUGUCAGUGUCCUUUGAGUGUUGUGACUGGUUGGAAAAGGACUAAAUUCCCAGCUGCUGUUAAUCAUAUUGGCUCGUAAGUUUCUAAACAGAAAACAAUUUUCAUAUUUUUCCUCUUAUAAAUAUUGUGUCUGAUAUUAAAUAUCUUACUGGUUAACAUUUAAACAUUUAAAUAUUUUGUUUAAAAAAAAAAAAAAAAUUCCUAACAUAGAGUUCAGAAUGUUUUUCAGGAGUUUCACCGAUUUUGUAACCUUUUUUUUUUACACCAAAAGGCAGUUUUCCUGCAGCUGUAAAUUUACCGUCAGAAUAUGUAAACAAACAGAGCUGUGUUUAGUGUUCAGCCCUCAUUAAGGUUGCACCCCCUCUGCUGGGCGGUGAUGGUACUGCAGCACGGUCCCUCUCUAGUGAAAUGUUCCGUCUCCACUGAAGAAAAGCCAGAACCAGCUCAUUUCUCAGCUGUUUGCAUCUGAUUAAAGAGCAUUUAAAAUACUUCACAACUACAUCAGUCAGUAAAACUGAUUCAUUUAGUGCUAUUACAGAAAAAUAAAAUGUAAAAGUAACUGAAUCGUUUUACUCUGAAAGACCUUUUUAGUUCACAGAUGUUCUGGCAUGCCCUGAUCAGAGGGUUUAAUGUUAGAAGUUAUCCUCUGUCAGAUAUGGAGCACCAAACAAACUUGUGAUCAUCCACUCAGUCUUUGCUCUUUCUUAUAUAAAUCAAAGCAGACUGGGUGUCAUCUGCCUGUCAUCAGUAACUAUCCUUCUGUCUGUUGCACAUAAGUAUGAAUGCAUCCUCUGUGCCUCCACCUAUUCUUCCACCUUACAAAGAAAUUUGUAAUGAGCAGCACAGACAUGCACUGAAGUUAAUGCAAAAUAAUAUUAUUGCUCAGCCUGAGACUCCUGCAGUAAGAAGACAAAUGUGUGAAGCGUCUGAGGGAGUUUACCUCCUGAAUUGAGUAAAAGACCUUACACUGAGAAAUCAAUAUCAGAUUUAAUCACCUAAUUCAGACAUGGUGUUUAAACUGCUUUUUAUUCUGAUGGAUGAGCUACUUUAAAUAUACAUUUCUUUCUUUCUGUUGAAUUACUCAAUCACCAUUUUGUUUCAGAUUCAAUCUUUGUGGUCACUGAUGUAUAAACAGUUAAAGAAUCUUAAAGGCGAAAAUUUUAUAUUGCUGUCUCAAUAUACCAGUUUGAUGAUAACCUUCCCUCUGGAAAAAUAAAAUAUUGUUAAUGUGCUUAAAAUAAAUGAUACUCUUAUUUCAUAGUCAAACUCUUGUCUACACACGUCAUUAACAAGGAGAGAGCGGAAACAGCAGCUGUCAGCAAGCUAGCUUUAGCAUCACUCAGAGAGAUGAUUACACCCUUUUAUAAACUGACAUCCAAAAACUUGUUUUAUAUUCAAAAACAUUAGAGUUUGUUCCUAUACAGAUACUGAUCAACUGAACAUUUAUAUUUUGUAAAUGUUUUUUUUUUUUUUUUGCAUGCAUUUUUUAAGUCUGCAGCAUGACAACAUGUUUGAGUCCUCCUCUUCAGCUUCUAAGUACUCAAGCAGUCCAUGCACAAGUCCAAGUCAAGUGGCAGGUCCUGAAAAUCAAGACUCAAGUUGGACUUCAGCAUUUCAGCGCGAAAGCACUAAAAAGAAAUCAAACUCAAUAUUAGUGAUUAUUGAUGAUGGAAAUGCCAGGGCAGUAGGUGAGGGUCUGCAGCAUCUAGACUGAGCUAAUGUAUCCCAGCCAAAACGGUGCACAGAUAUUAAACUCCUUUUUCCAGUAUCUUGUUCUGGGUGGAGGAGCGGUUGAAUUAGUUCCACUCAGAGCAUCUGCCCCGAUCAUGCUCACAGAGUCAAAUAUCUUUCACCAUAAAAGACAGUCAGAUGUUCCCAGUGUUUAAAAGAAUGUCGACAGCACUUGAGGAGCAGAGCUAACAGAAAAUGAAAGCACAUGAUCUGUUUUCUGUUCUCUCGCCUCUCACUCCUGAACAUAGCUUUUCCCUUUUUUUGGUGUUUUUACAAGGUACGAACCUCGCCGCCCAGUCCUUUGAAGAGUGAGAGCGGAGGACAUAAAGGAAGCAGCGGAUCCUCUGCUGUUAAUGGGUGAAUGGUUCACAUUUAGGCUGCAUCAUGAUAUGGAGAACACAUGUGGCUGUCAGCCCGCUGUGUCAGAGCGCUGCUUUGUGAAGUAGAUCUGAUCAAACACUUGAGUUUGUGCUGGAGUUUUACACUGAUGAGGCGGCCCUCCAACAGCUGCCUGAAACACAUUAUAGGUCCUGUUAUUCUUCAUACACGCAGACUAUUUUCUACUCAUGUCAGUAGCUGAUAGCUGGGUAACUUACCUUCUCAUGUUUGGUUGAAAAAAUCCACUUAGGAUAUUAAAGUAUAAAACGGUUUUUGAAGUGUGUUAGUAAUAAAAGCACAGAGUUUGGGUUUGUAGAUGUGGCCUUGAAUCUGCUGAAUGGGGAUCUUGUCUGUAGCACAUUCAAACCACCGUGAAACAAGAAUAAUGUUUGACUGUUCACAUGCCAGGGGAUUUUGGAGUGGACGUUUCAGUGUCUCAUAUCAAAGCAGUGCAGCAGAGUUAGUGUUACAGCAGCUAAUGUCACCGCUUCUACCAUGAGCUUCUGUUUUAUCUGAAUACUGACUUUUCCCUUCAUACUAAUCAAAACCAUCAAAUGUCAGCAGGAUUUGUCCUUAUCCAAAGAGUAUUAGGGCCAAAGAGGAGACCAAAUGGUUAAAGGGAAGGCUUCCUUUACAAGAUUUCAUAUCUCUGCACACUGAAUCCAUUUCUCAGGAUUUUAGGAUUAGUAGUCUGUAAGAAAUCACAAUCAAAUUUCUUGUGCAUUAACCAUAAAUUGGUUAAAUUUCAUGUGAUGAGCAAAGCUCAUAGGAUACUAUAAGAGUUUAAUACAAGAGUGUAAAGUCACCAUUUAGCAGACAUCAGCUAUUUUUCAGUCAGGACCACUUUCAUUAAAAGAAUUACUUACAUGUUAAGUUAUAUUUACGGCUCUUCUCAUUUUGCUGCAGGACAGAAAGAUUCAGAAGAUCUUUUGUGCCCACAGCCAUUAGACUUUAUAAUUCUUCUGUAAAUAGUAGACGACUUUUUGAGACAUGACAAAUGAGACUACAGACAAUUGUAUUUCCCUUCGGGAAUAAAUAAAGUUAUUCUUAUCUUAUCUUAUAUUUGGUGAUAUGGCUAAACUUCCCAGCUGUCCACGGGCUUCUGUGAAUUCCAAAACCCAAGGCAGGAAGGCAGGAGGAGCAGCAGCAAAGACCCCUGGCUCUUUUCUAAGGACUCCCUUAGGAAUACCAAAGCGUAGGACAAGAGGAGCAUAAUUCCCCUCUGUUUCAUGUGCAUGGAGAGAAUCAGCAAAGAUCCCCAUACAGAACAGAGUAGAAUCAGUGACAAUCCAUUUGACAACGGUAAAACUAGACAUUCUGGUGGAGGUGGGUUGCAGAGGAAGCAGGAAGAGUAAGCAGGAGGAAAUUGUUUAAAUUAAAUUUAAAAUAAAAUUCUCGUUCAACAGCUAGAAGCAAAGAAGGUUAUCAGCUGAGCUGUCAUCUGACACAGGCGGACAUGAGAAUCAGCUGAUGUACCAAGAGUCAAGCCGCACUUUUGUUUCCUGCCUGAACUGACACUACUCUCAAUUUUAUUCUCAAAGUGCAGAAUAGAGGAAAAUCUUCCUCCUCUCAUUUUUUUCUCAUCCCUGGCCUUAAAACUCUUCUGUAGUUAAUUAAAGAUGAUUCAAUCUAAAAAUCUGGUGAUAACAAAACAGCGUCCUGGGACCUCCAGGCUGGUAUUUUAGGUUCCAUAAUGCUGUCAACAUCCAUCCACAGUUUGAACAUUUACGUGAAUUUACACAGCGUGAGGAGAAGUUAAAAAACAUCUUAAAGUGUUCAGAUACUAAAUUUAGUCAAAGUCAGGUUCUGCAUCAACCACAGGAGUCAGAAAGCGUCCACACAUGCCCAGCCUUAAAUCUCUGCAUUGUUUGUUUUCUUAGUGAACACAUUGUCACUAAGAGGCCGUAAAACCUGAUCAGUUUUCAGAUUUCUGCCAAAUGUGUAAAGCUGCUUCACUUUAAAUCACUGCACAUGUUGACUUUGGAGAGUUGGAGUUACAGACUUGCUAAUCGCUGGGGUGCCGGGCUAUUAGAAUAUGUGAGCAUGUAGCAACUGUCAAAACAGAUUCUGCUUCAGAGGCAAACUCAUCAUUAGUUUCUGGGUUUCACUACACAGAGUGUGCUGUUCCAUUUAAAGGUCAUUGUCUAAUAGUUUCUGGGUUGGCAGUGUUGUCAGAGCUCAACGCUUUGUUAGCAAUAGUUUCUUUGCUACGCUGAACACUAAGCAGGCUGUGGUACAAACAAAACAACUCCAGCAGGAGUGUUAGAAGACAACAGAGGGAAAAGAAGCUUGUUUUCUCCUCCUCACUCCAAAUGUCUGCUUAAUAUCUGAUCUUUUUUUCUCCUCCUUGCUUCCUUCUUGUUUCCAUAUUUCAGUUAUUCAUGUUUGGCUCUUUUAAUUCAGGAAGGCGACCAGACGGCCACAGUGCUCACCCUGUGCGCCAUGAUGGACCUAAAUUUGAUGCAGGAGACGUGCCAAAUGGCCAUCCGGGAUGUAGGUGGCCUUGAAGUCCUCCUAAACUUGCUGGAUACGAGUGAAGUCAGAUGCAAAGUGAGUAUCUGUGCCAGAGCUGAACCUGGAUCGCCUGCAGGCAGGAGCUGAGCCUGCUGUGUGUGCCAGCCCGAGCCUUAGAAACCAAAACACCAGCACUGGUUUGAGAGCGUGCCUUUAAGACACGGGUAGCAAUUACUCUGAGUGUGCCUAAUGACAUAUGGAUGCUUUGUAACCCAGCUUUUAUUACUGGCUUUUGUCCUCUCUAUUUUUAGAGGAUUUGUGGGUUGUUGGUUAUUAGAUAUUGCGGCAUGAUCAGAUGAAAGCUUCUUGUUGGCAUGAAAACAGUUUUUAUGUGAAAAAAACAAAGGUUUUGAAAUGAAUGUCAGUGAGGACCAGUUUGCUUAAAGAGAACUGAUUAUUUACUUUGAAGGGGGGCCCAUCGGAUCGGCGCCCGUGUUAACCUAUGUGACUGUUCGCACAGCACGCGCGGGGGAACGCCGCGGAACGGCUCGCGCUCAGGAGCGCUCUACUUUUCUCUCUACUUUUGUGCGAGCCGCGCGCGCCAAUUGUAAAGUUGGACAGAGCAGAUCAGACCACACAGCAAGUCGGGAACAGGAGAUGCGAGAGAUUUCGGUCAAUUUUCAAAAUAAAAUAUAUUUCAAUAAAUUAGAAAAAAAAAAAGAUUUACGGUGUUGCUUGCCUGUCAAUUUUUUCCCCGAUGAACUCGCACGCACGCACGCACACACACACACACACACACACACACACGCGCGCGCGCGCGCGGAGGGAGAGCUGCAGAGAUUUAGUGACGUUAAUGAGAGAAAGGAGGGGGACUUUAUUACGGUAGAGUCAAUAGCCUCGAGCUAACAAGGCUACACAUACAACGGGGUCAACAGACUCCCCAAUUCAUUCGUUGUUUACCCCUAUAUAAUAAUUUAAAACAAUACUUGAAGAUGCUGCCAAUAUUUAAUUUAUGCAUGACGUAAUAAAACGUAGAUAAAUAUUGAUUUACCCAUGUUUAAGGCGCUCGUAAGUGUGGAAAACUGAGGGCAGACGGAAACAGCCGAGCACUGCCGGGCUCAGUCGAUGUCGGACCGGCGCGUCAGAGCGCAGCAGAAUACGCUUUAUGUGUGAACAGCCAAGCGCUCGCCGCGUCGGCCUCCUGUGUGAACCAGGCGGGGGGCGCACACCUCCCCCUUGGUUUCAUGUGCAUGAAAAGUGAAGGCAGGAACAACAGCAGUAAAGACCCCGGGGGACAGAUAGGUAUGAAGGGGCGAAUGCAGGGAGACUAUCAGCAAAGUAGUAUACAGAGGAAGUGGGAAGUGUAGGCAGGAAGAGGCAUGUUAAAAAAAAGACUGUUUUUAAAUUGGAUUAUUGGAUGGUUGCUGAUAAUCAACUGAUGCUCUGUGGGUAGAGCUUGACAUUGUGGCCUGCCUGAACUAACACUUAGCACAAAACAAUCUGUAGGCAUUGAUUGUGUGUCCCUGUUUCCAGAUUGGAUCUUUGAAAAUCCUGAGAAAGAUCAGUCACAACAUGCAGAUCCGUCAAGCCAUCGUAGACUUGGGCGGCCUGCAGAGCAUUGUGAAGAUCCUGGACUCACCUGUGAAGGACCUCAAGGCUUUAGCAGCUGAGACCAUCGCUUAUGUUGCCCAGUUUCACAGAGCAAGGAGGACUGUCAGGCAGUGUGGAGGCAUCCAGAAACUGGUAUGUAUAAGAAAUAACAAAAAGGUGGACAGGAACAGAGUGAGUGUUCUUGAGUACUUAAGUACAUUUUUAGUAUGUGUUCUUCACCAGAGAGGUAGACUUUUCCUCCUCUACAGCUGACAGAGAAAUCUCCUCUUCUGUUCUUGUUACUCUCCGCUUUUGCUCUGCAGUCAGCUGAUUUUGCGUCUACUAUUAAACCUGAUCCAAAAAGACAAUAAUCCGUUUUGAUGUAGUUCUCCAUGUGGUUUGUCUCCGUGGUGUUGCCAUAUCUGUAUGAGGCAUACCGUCUCCAUGGUUGAACUUAGAACAACUGAACAGCAGACGUCGCUCAGAUCAGUCGGUUCAUUCAGUGGUGAAUAUGGUGGUAAUAAUAAAAUAAAGUUAUGUCCUACAGCUGCGUACUUUCCAUUAAAACCUGUGUGUCUGUGUCAGCUGGUUAGUAAUUUAGGACAAGCUUUUCUGUAACAGACCGCAGUGCCUCAGAAGCUGUGGAAAAUCAGGCUGGUGCCCUCUUGGAAGUGGUCCCCAUAUUAUCAUUACGAUUAUUGAGAUGUAAAAAUCAUAUGCUGACUCUCUUGACUGGGCUCUGCUGUACAGAAUCAGUGUCCCAUCCAUCCCAUUAUGCCCAGUCUAUAAAACCAGUAGAAUGUGUUGGAGUGAAAUAGAUAGAGUUUCCUCUACAUCCUCUGGGCUGCAUUCAUGUUUGUUGACUGAAGGACCUGUGAUUAAAGCCUCUGUGCUGCGUAUAUUUUCCUUUGCUCUAAAUCGGAUGUUAUUGUGUACGCGUCACUCACGUGGGCAGAUUAGUUUCACGCAAUACUUGGAGACCACCUUUGAACUGUACUGUGUGUAAUAGCUUCGCCUGCUCUGUCUCACCGGCCAGGAACUAAGGACUACAGCAUUGAACGAUGGCUAUAAACCGUCACACUGGGCUUUUCAAACCUAACAACAACAUCCAUCCUGACAGUUUUCCACUCCCAGCAUCCCCGGCUUUUUCAUCCUUGCAGAGCCAGUAGUAAUAGAAUUUUAAUUACACCCUUAAUCACAGAAAUAACCUGCUUUUCCCAUCUGGAACCAUCCAUUAUCACUCCAAUGCUGCAAGCAAACCUCUCAGAGUCCUUGAAUUGAUGUCAAGUUCAUCGAGUUUGUGCAAAUGUGUGUAUGUUUUAUGCCUAAACACGUGUGGUCUGCCUGCUUGUUUGCACACAUUUUCAUGUUUGUGUUUAUCCACCUCUAAAUCUGGCUCUCUUGUCUCUCUGCUCAGGUGAAGCUGCUGGACUGUGUCCCAGAUUUAGCCAACCUGACUGCAGACCAGGAGAAGGAGGUGGAGGUGGCUCGCUGUGGAGCUCUGGCUCUGUGGAGCUGCAGCAAAAGCACCAAGAACAAGACGGCCAUCCGCAAGGCUGAAGGGAUCCCUCUGCUGGGGCACCUGCUCAAAUCCCCACAUGAAAACAUGCUGAUUCCUGUAGUGGGCACCCUGCAGGAAUGUGCCUCAGAGGUGAGGGGACACAGACUCUAUUUUGUCUUUAUUGUUUUUAUUUUUUUAAGGGGCCAAAGAAUGUGAUAGGGAUUGAAACCCUUAAGUCUGGGAUAUAAACUGUGAGAGUCUCUUUUAUUAAAGAUAAGGCUGAUGACAGUCACCUACAACACUGAGACAAUUAUCCUAACAAGUCUACUGAUGUGUUUGUUUAAACAUGCAUCAAAAAGGACAAUAUUUAAAAGAAGAAAGAAUAUUGAUUGUUUAUAUUGUGUUAAACCAUCAUCACUGCCACUCUUUUACAUACUCUGAAUGAAACACUCAUACCUAAAAAACAUCAAUGCUAACACUGACCAAGGGCUGUUUUCUGCCAGUAUAUGAGUUAAAUAAACCUCUAGUGAUUAAAGUAGGUCUUCCUGAUAUUUCCUGAAAAUCACUUCUUAAAUCAAAGUUCUGUUUUUGUGAUACCAAAAUUUGGUGUACCGUGUUCCUGAUCUGGCUGAGAGCUCCACUGUGACCCUGUAAGACACCACUUUGUCACACUGUGACACUAGUUGCUUUCACACAGAGUCAAAUAUUCUGAUUAUAAACAUUAUAUAAACACCUUGAGCAGGAUAAACAGGCUCACAGUGACUGAAAUAUCAGGGACGUAGAGGGGUCAUUAAACCCCUCUCAUUAAGUGAUCACAAUAAAAACUGUGCCAUGUAAACAGUGUUUCUGAAUCCCCUCCAGCUGUAUUCUUUCUGCACAAACCCAACAUCUGUCUGACAUACCCAGUGAUCAACCAUUUUAAUUCACUUACAGAAGACAUAUGUCAAACUGGACAGCUCCAGAUUUUGUUUUUCACAAAAAUACUCAAAGAACUUGACAAAAGAAACACUUAGAUGUGGGAAGAUACACAACACAGACUGCUUGACAAAAGUCUGUGAGAAACUGCAUGAAGCAGGGAUAUAGACCUGAGCAUGUAGAGAGUUAAAAAAUGGAUGGAAAGUGCUGAAGACAAAGAGGAUCUGAUCCCACCUGUUUCCUAUUUUACAACUGAAUGGAUGAAGCGAUGUGAGGAAGACCUGCAAACGUCCCAGACAAUAAACAGGAUAUUUAUCUUCAGGAUAAGGAGAAUGUAUGUAUUUGGGCUUGAACUGGCAGAGGAGAGGGAUGAGGUGGAAAAAUGUCUCUUACGGUAUAUGCCACUCAGCUGCUCUGAUCAGAGACUAUCACACUUAGACUGAUAUCCAAUCAGGAUGAAGACAUACUCUUAAUGUUAACAUGUCCACUGUUUGAUGUAUCUCUUCAGUGCCAUGUAUUCACUAUGGUUUAUUUUGACUAAAACGCUGUCCUGCGCCUCAAACACUUGAUCAUUGAGGAGAACAUUAAAUGUAGUAAUUUUUUAAACCUGGGAUAGUCUAACAGGUGCAGUGACUGUGUGCACACGGUUGACUACAGAACAAACAGUAUUCUUUCAGUUCAGGUUUUUUCACUGAUAUUAGAUAGUCACAGCUCAUGGAUGUUACUUUUCACUCAGUUUUACACUCAAAAAAUGACCUGUCAGUUAUGCAUUAGCAUAUAAUGUCCACUUAGCUCCCCAAUACAUCUGUUGUAAUGUUGAGGGUCCUCCUAUAUGAACAGCUCCAGGUUUCAGUAACAGCCGAGACUCAAAUCUAGCUUGUACCGGUCUUUGUUUCCAAAGGAGUCCUCAGUGACGCGGUGAGAACAAACAGCUAGAUUAUGUUCUGAAAACAUCCUAACUUCCCGCUGUUUUCUGGUGCCUUCGUCUUCGGGAGAGAAAAAAGCUGAGACUUUUCUUCAGGACUAAAAAAAGACUGAGAGAAAUUUAAAAGACAUACUGAACCAACUGAGAGGAAGAGACGAGGAGUAGGAAGAAGAGGAGGAGGAGCAAGACGACUCCACAGGCCUGAAGUGAACAUUUAGAGGAGCUUCUGGGUGAAUGUGUCCUUUAAUAAAUCCUAAUAAGGUUGCUGGGAUUGAUGUCAUGUUCAGGCCAAGUCACAAAAUGUUCAAAGAAGCUGACAUCUGAUUAUAUCAGGUUACAUCAGGUUCCUUAUUUUGAGGCUCACCAAUGGUUCACAUCUUGUGGUAAACCCUCUGUAUUCACUCUGGUGAGGUCUUCUUAUGGUUGUUGAUUUUGACACACAUACACCUCCCCCCCGGAGAGUGUUCCUGAUCUGGCAAACUAGUGUGAAGGGGUUUUUCUUCACCUGGGAAAUAAUUCUUCUGCCAUCUAUCACAGUUGUUUCUCGGGGUCUUCCGGGUCUUUUGGUGUUGCUGAGCCCAUCGAUAUGUUCUUUCUUUUUAAGAAUGUUCCAAUCAUUUGAUUUGGCCACACCUAAUGUUUUUGCUGUCUCUGAUGGGUUUGUUUUGAUUUUUCAGCCUAAUGAUGGCUUGCUUCGCUGAUAGUGAAAGCUCCUGAUCUCAUAUUGCGAGUUGACAACAACAGAUCUCAAAUGCAAAUGUCACACCUGGAAUCAACUCCAGACCUUUUACCUGCUUAAUUGAUGAUGAAACAGUAAGAGAAUAGCCCACACUUUUCCAUGAAAUAGUGUUUGAGUUGGUCGUCCCAUUACUUUUGGUCCCUUAAAAAGUGGGAAGCACAUAUAAAAACUGCUGUAAUUCCUACACCAUUACCCUGAUUUGGAUGUUAAUACCCUUAUAUUAAAGCUGAAUGUCUGCAGUCAAAGCACAUCAUUUUUGUUUUAGUUCAAAUCCAUUGUGGUGGUGUUUACAGUCAGAAACAUGAGAACUGUGCCGAUGUCCCAAUAUUUAUGGACCUGACUGUAUGUAUUCAAAUACAGAUUAAUAUUGUGAAUAUUGGAGGUAUAGAAAGCUUGAAUCAGUGCGUUAAUGUUAUACAUGUUGUUAUCUGUUGUGUGUUACAGGAGAGCUACAGGAUGGCCAUCCAGUCUCUGGGCAUGAUUAAGGAUUUGGUCAAGAACUUAAACAGUGACAAUGAGGAGCUGCAGAUGCAUUGUGCCAGUGCAAUCUUCAAGGUACUGUUUUCAGCUAAAAUUCCUGACAUGGAUCUAGUCUGGAAAAUAAAAACACAAGAGAGUAUUGUAGUUUUUAUUGGACUCCUUUGUCUCCUGAUCAGAUGCAGCCCUCAGAGGAAUUGAUCUCAGUCCUUCCUCUUCUUUUUUUUCUUCUACAGUGUGCCGAGGACAAACAGACUCGUGACCUGGUGCGCAGGUAUAAAGGUCUGCAGCCGCUGGUUUCACUGCUGAGCAAGGCGGACAACAAGCAGCUCCUGGCGGCAGCCACAGGGGCCAUCUGGAAGUGCUCUAUCAGUGUGGAGAAUGUGGCUAAGUAUUACUGUGUUACCUCUCAUUAACACACACACCAACUCCACAUACCAGAGAUACAAAAACACUCUGCAGCAGCAGAAUAUUCUGGGUCGCAUAAAUGUGAGGCUGCAAUUAGUGGCAACAGAUGAGGAUGACUUUGAUAAAUCACUCAAAAAUAGCAGGAUAAUUAGCAUCAGAGUAUAAGGAAGCCAAUGAAGAACUUCAGCCACAUGUUCCUGUACUUUAAGAACACAGGUUAGUGAAGGUGAUGUGGUUUUCUGACAGUGUAUGAGACCAGGACAGUAACAGGGUGUUGAACUGACUCGCAUUGCACUACAUUGUUGUCAUCAUUCCAUGAUCACAUGUUAUUUUUAUGGGGGUCUCUUUUUCAUCCGUGACUCUUGGUGUCAGUUUUUCCACUCACAUGCUGGUGUAAUAUUCUCCUUUUUACAGUUUUGUCUGAUUUAAGUGAUUAUUUGAGUAAAAUGUGAAGUUUCUGUACAGAUUCUGUCAGCUCUGGUCUCUAAACUGAAGGUUUGUUGCUUUAGUUGAAUGUUUUCCACUAUGAACUGAAGAUCUGGUCUGUGUGCUGAUUUUAUGGACCUUUGUGAUGUGUUUGUCAGGGUCUGAUCAAACAUAGACGUACAGGGAGAUUAAUGUUUUUUGUCCUGAUGUCAGGAGACGCAGGCUGGCAGGGGCUUUAAUCAUUCUUCAUGUAAGGAAAACAUUUUACUUCAGUGUCACUUAUCCCCGUUUCUUCAGCAGUGACAUUUCUGGACUGGUUCUGGACUUGUACGUCAGUGUCAGAUGAUUUUUAAAUCAGUGAUUUUCCCUUUUGUGAAAAUAGUACCCAGAAACCGUGCCCUGGCAGCUCCAUAGGUUUCCACUAGUACUCCUCUGAAAGGAUGAUUUAGUGGUCUUUAUUUUCUUAUUCAGUGUGAGGUCAGGAGCACAACAAUACAGCACUCUUGCAGUAAUUUGAUACCUUGGUAACAUGCUAAUCUAUUGAAAACCAACUGUAGUCCUGCAAAUCAAGCCAAGAAACCAAUAAGUCAUUGUCUCUUUAUCAGAAAGAACAGUUUUCCAUGCUGAGGAGAGAUUAGGUGAAAAUACUUUUCCUUUGACUCAGACAUGCCGUGUAGCUCCGAUUGCAGAGGAUUUCUAAAAGUAACGAGGAACGAGCGGCAGCACUCAUGAGGAUCUCUCCUCACUCCAUAUAUCAUAACUGACAAGAUGAUAUCCUGCAUUUAAAGUCUAAGUUAAACCUCCAAACUGUAACUGGAGUGUCUGCUGCCACUUUGAGUUAAGUAAGGAUUCCUUUACAAGAGCAGAGACAUGAUGAUAACUCUUAUUUAAAACAAGAGGCACAGAUCACCAAAGGGUGUUUACAUUAGUUUAGAUGUCCCACUUAUGAGUGUUAUCCUGCUUUUUAUCAUAUCUGUGAUAGGAUUCAUUUGUACAUAGAGAAACCUGGCUACUCGUGGUCCUGUACACAUGAUAAAUACUUUCCUGAGAUAUUCUGAGAAAUAUGGCUUAUUGCAGAGUAUGCUUGCACUACAGUGCAAGCUUACUCUGAGUCCACCUCAUGAGUCCACCUCAUUCUUCAGUACUUCAGUACCGUUGGGAAAUCAUUUUCCUGUAGGCUUUGAUUCCUCCUCCCAUCUGAACUUCCAAUUAUGUUUUAUUCUUUCAUUACCCAAAGACUGUACUAAGUUUUUUGGUUGCACCUGCAGUGAGAUGUUUUGUUGCUGCCACCUCUGUGCAGACAGUCAGCAGCUGUCAGAGGCUGAGGUCAGGUAUUCAGUUUUCUUUCACAAAAUGGUAGCAAAAUCAGGUUUCUUCAAAACUGGAGUAAGGGCUCACACUGGUUUCUGAAAUCAGGAUGUCUGCAUACAAGAAUACAAAAAUGAGAUGCUUAAAAAAAUAGUUUAAAACUGAGAGACUCAAGCCACUCAGGUCCUGAUUCAGUCAGGAUAGAUUAGUGCUUAAAGUCCAGAGAAUUGUGCUGUAAGCAUCACCUCUCUUUGCUGCACAGAGCUGUGUUGUGCACUCUUUGCCUGACAACCACAAGUUAUAUUCACAAAUAUGGUGCUCUGGAUGGAGAGGGACAUCCAGUACCUGUUGAUUCUGCAAACUCUGUAUGAUUGAGCCACAGAUAGUCCCAGACUGAUUUAGACUCUGGUAAGUAUAAAAGUAGUAAAGUAAAUUAAUACGACCUGAGUUUAUGUAGGAUGCAUUUCAAUUUUAGGCCAUCCAGAGUGGAAUGGUUGUCUUGAUCAUUGGGGAAUUUGAGUGUUACCUCUCCUAAUCAUCCUGCAGGACACAUCUUCCAGCAGACAGUAAAAUACUCACUGUAUGCCUGUGAGGGAGUCAGAGAUCAUCCUAGAUGAAGCUUUUUGCAUAGACUGAAGCUUGUUUUAAAUCCUGUAAAAGUACGAUAACAACACUGAUGCACAGUGAUGCAGUUUUCUCUGCAGAGCAGUCGGUGGAGCAGUUCACUCGCUUGGCAUACUUGUUAAAUAAGAUGAUGUCUUUUCAGCUUGUUUGCACAGAUUAAACAAGUGCAAAAUCGUCAAAAUCCUCCUAUAAAUCAGACCCAGACUGUCAUUUUCAGGAAAAUGAGUUGAGGGAUUUUAUUUAUUUAAGGGUAGUUAAAAGAUUAUUAUGAAUAAAUGAUUAAUGAAAGCGGCAGGACUAUUAAUCUGCUGGUGGACAGCUCCACUUUUAUGGUUCUUAAUAAAGUGUGUAAAUUGGCUCCUUGAUUUUUUACACUGAUAUGUCUUUGAUAAACACACUGGCUCAGGUUAGAGCUCGUUUGACUGAAUUUUGACAUGAUGAUGAAAUGAGUUUGCUGCACCAGGCCUGAUUAAUGUUGCAGGUUGAUACACUUUGUGCCAACAAGGGUUCUCAGCAGUACGUAAUGAUUUUUCACACUGUUGCUAUGUUAGAUACUAAACAUUACUGCAGGUUAUACUAAUAGAAAUCAUUUUAAUAGUGCAAUUAAUCACAUGGAAAUAACAUUUACUGACAGCUCAUAUUUGAACUGUCCUCUGUCUUAAAGUUACCUGUCAGAGAGGUACAGGACCAGACUAUGAAGAAGUUCAUGUUUUCAUUACUGUGGGUGUUAUUCUGUGAUUUUACCGUGCCAACAGCUGGGUGUGAAUGAAGGUUUGAUUGGGCCACCAUCAUGACGCUGCUCUCAAGUAUUUUAAGUAGACUUUAAUGUGUAAGUGGAUCUGUUUGGUCGUACUCUGUCAGGCUUAUUCGAGCACUUGAAAUGUCGAGAUCAGGCGAAAGCCAGGAAUGAAGUGAGAGAGAGGAAAAGCUGCUCAUGGUCACACUAUUUAAAGGGUGUGUCUUUACUGUCCUGAGAUAAAAAUCCAUUGUUCUAUAUUUUCUCACAGCAGCAAUAAAAAGCAGAAGGUCUUUUUCACUUCAUUGUAGGGACACUAAAAUCCAACUCCGAUGAAACAGACCUUUUGGUCUCCGGCAGACAGCAGGAUUUGUUUCUCUGUGAAUGAUGAUUUUUGUGGUCUGGACAGUAUAGAGGUUGAUGGACCUCCACUCAAGACAAGUAGCAGCAUGUGUUAGCUAUUUACAUGAUUAAUGAUGCAUCAGAAUGAGAGAUGAUUGAUGCCCAGAAACAUAAUUACAUUAGAAACAUGAGUGUGUUUGUGUAAAGACUACUCAGGCUCAUGCUUUUAUCACUAUUACUGUAUAACAGUGAGAACCCUUUCUGGACUUUGUGUACUCAGAAAAUGCCUUUUCUGUGCAUCUAUGUGUGGCCCCACGAGUCGGCAUACUGAGGUGUUACGGACACACAAAAAUGCUGUAAAACUGCUAACAAAAGAGCGAAGGAAUAACUCUGCAAUGGAAAGUAUCAGCUGCCAAGUCUCAGGCUGAAAGUGCCAGCACAGUAAUGUUCGGGGUCAAGAUUGUGGGGUUUGCCUCCACUUACUGGCUACCCCUCUGCCUUACCUCUGUUCCAGCUCUACGAUGAGCAUGCCAUAAUUACUCCUCCUAAACGCAGGAAAGUCUGUGCUCACCCAAGUUUGAUUUGCUGUUAGUGAUCUGUCCAAAUUCAGGUUAAACAAGCGAUACCUCUCUUGUCAUGGUCGUUGCUCUGCGUCUCUGGGUGCCUGAAAUGUCUUACUUCCACUUGGGCCUUCAUAAAUACUCUUGUAUUACAAAAGGCAGCAUUUAAUCUUUCUGCACUUUGUUCAAUUUGUGAUGUGAGUAGACGAAUGAGAAAGGAGAAGGCAGGCAAUCAAUCAUAGAAAUCUCCAGCACAGAAGCCCACUGUGGUUCCUAUGUCUCUGACAGGCUUUAAUAAGCUUCCUGAUGUGUGCAGCUUAGUGUUUGGUGUUGAAGUUGCUCCAGGAAGCCCUGUGCAGUAGUACUCUGGUUGUAAUUAUUUCAGCUGGGAUUGGCCAAACAAAAAUAGGCAUUACUUACUGUUCGUCUAUCAAAGUAAUGUCUGUGAUUACAACGUCAUUCUGCUGUAGUCGGCUGCUGAUGAUACUUCAGCGGUGGCAGAGGAAACCGUUGUUUGUGUUUGAGAUGGAUGCGACUGAAGUUACCUUUGGCAGCUCGUCUCUUCAUUAGCAGUGUUUUCACUUGCAGGAAUAGGCUGUUUCUUGCAAACUCGACCAAAACCAAAUGACCCCGGCUGUCUAUGAUAGUGUACGUACCCUGAUGCCAGUAACCGUAACUGUGAAUAAAAACAGUCGUAGAACUUAACUGUACAUCAGAGGUUUGUUGAGGUUUUGUGCUACCACAUUAUAUCCUUUUAAAUGUUUACUAUAGUUUACCACUCUGUAGCAUUGGCAAACAAGAGAAAAUCACAGCAGAAGAGGGAGGAAGGGUUUCCAAGCCACAGCAAAGCUCUGGUUAUGCAAACUAGGAUUAUGGGACAACUGUGAGCAGCCGUGGGAAACCUGCCUGUUCUGCUGGGUUACAGUUGGACUUCUGUGCCCAUGUGGCAAUGGAGAGGAUAUUUACACUUACACACCUCAUGUGUGAAUGUGAUGACGGCAGCUUUGUGUGUUUGAAGGUGUGUCUGUUUGCUUGUUGGUAGUCAAGAGUGAAAUAUCCCAACAAGCACUGAAGGGAGAGCCAUGGACGAUAUUUUAACUGAAAUAAUGGUCCCCAGAGGAUAUGUAAUGAAGAAUCUGAGUAUUUCAUUCUUUGUAACUAUCACUUUGGUACAACUGUCCAAGACUCUCAGUAGACUAUUCAUGGUGGCAACCUCUGCUAUUGAGGAAUGAAGCUCGUACAAAAAUGCAAAAUAGAUAAAUAAAUAAAUACAAAUAAAAAUUGCAGUUCCUGGAGUGUCCACUUAAGGCUGUCUGCAGAAGCCAAAGAAUCCCCAUCAGUCUCGUGUAAAAAUGGCAGUUUUUAAUGCAAAAUCAAACAUGCUUACUGCCUGGUUCAAAAUAGUUUGGGGUAUAUAACUCAUUUAUUGGUUCAUACACACUUUAUAUACAUAUUUAUAUACUUUUUAUACUUUAUAUCCCAUUCCAUGCUUUUUUUUAAGACAAUCUAAAGGGGUAAGAGUAAAUUUCAUAAUUAGGAGCAUGUCAGGCAAUGCUGGGCUUUAAAAUUCAACAAAUGAGUGACAUUGCAGAGAUUAAAUCCAAAAUUUGUAUUGUAUGUGUUCUCAGAUGAUACAUUAUAUGGUAUUUAUAUGAGUACAGGCAUUUUAGUAAAGUGGUCUUAUGAUGUUUCAUUGCAUAGUUUGAUAGCUUUCCUUUCCUGGAUAAGGAAUAUGAAAGUCCUGUGCUCUGUCACAUUUUUUCAUAUAAACAUUUACGGUGUAUAAACAGAUAGCUGUAACACAAACAGAAAGUCAGCUUUAGUUGUAGCAUCUUUAUUUUCUGUGCUAGUUGGCGUAUUUUUGGUUGCUGACACUAAAAGCACAGUAAAGCUUGAAUAGCAUCUACAAGUUGUCACAUUCAGUCAGGAUUAAUUUCAUGAAAGAGGACUAUUUAACUUAAUGCUUCAAGUUAGGUUUAGAGGUAUGGCACCGUUCUCAGAGUUUUCUGCUAAAGCUUGAGGCAGGGAGAGCACACCUUCCCUUCUUUUCAUGUGUAUAAAAGCCAAGUCAAGGCAGGUAGAGUAUAAGCAAACCUCCCCACCCCAUAGUUCCACUCUGAGAGCUGCCUGCCUUUCUACAAGCAUUUGUGAAAUGCCACAGCUAAGGCAGGGAGAGUGCACCACCCCUCUUGUUAUAUGUGUUUAUCUGAAAGCCAAGGCAGAGAGAGCAGCAGCAAAGAUCCUGGGUACAGAACAGAGCAGCAUCAAUGAAAACCCACAUGACAGAGUGUAAAAAGAAGGACAGGCAGGGCAGCAGCAAAGACUGGAUAAAACAGUUCAAAUAGAACAACCAAUUUAACAUUUGAUGACUUGAGGACUGGAAGGUAAUUGGCUGAGGUGUUAGCCGACAUGAGCCGGUCAAAUUGCAGGUUUAAAAUGAUUGUUGUACCUUACCUCAAUCUUUAACAGGUUCCAAGAGUACAAAGCCCUGGAGACCCUGGUCCGCCUGCUGACUGAUCAGCCUGAAGAAGUGCUGGUAAAUGUGGUUGGAGCAGUGGGAGAGUUCUCCCAGAUUCCUGCUAAUAAGGCCAUAAUUCGAAAGAGUGGAGGCAUCAAGUCACUGGUGAACCUGCUCACUGGAACCAACCAGGCAUGUGUUACUCUGUCUGUCUGACUCCAUUGUUCAAACAUGCUCCUGUGCUGACUUAUGCAUGUAAUUGUAACAUGUUCCAUCUAACCAGGCUCUGCUCGUGAACGUUACCAAGGCCGUGGGCGCCUGUGCCACAGAUAUGGACAACAUGGUGUAAGUAUCUCUUUAACCUGCUUACAUGCCCUUUUACAUUCAGAGUGCAGUUUACACUGGGCAGACAGCCCCAUGUGAGGUGGCUCUUACAAUGAGAUUACUCACUUUUAUUACCAGAUCAGCUCCUGACAUGUAUUCUUAGACAUGUACUGAUGUCAUGUGUUAUGAAAGGGAGUGACACCCACUCAGAGACACAAAUACAGUGUCAUUAAGCUGUCAUGAGCUGAUGCGUAAGGAAAUUUAUGCUCUUUUAAUGUAUUAUUGUGCAGGUACUUUUCUCUUUCAUGCUCUGUUUAAUGACAGGUUUUAAAGACUUUGUUUAUUGUACCUGCUGUGUUAAAUAUGGUUGUGGUUUGAUUCCCAGUGCUUUACUAUAGCUUUGUGGUCACCGUCAGGACUGAAGCUGGUCAGACGAACAUAUCUCCAGCCCUACCCUGUCCGAAAACUACACGGCUGGGAAAAACAGAGUGAACCACAGUCCAGAGCAGUCUUUGUUCAGUGUUCAUUUAACCUCACUCUCAAUACUGCAGAUUACUGUGGAGCUUCCAUCUGUGCCUCAUUGCUUUUACAGGGUUGUUAUGGACUACAAAACCCUUCUUAAUUAGAACUGGACACGAAUACGACUUAACGACUGAGUCUUUUGCUGUUAGUUAGCUGUUAACGCUAUCACAUGAGCCCAUUAGUUUUGUUUGGAGAGAAAAACCAAGGGGUUCAAUAAAAAGUGAAGCAUGUCAAAAUGAAGCCACUGAGUGUGUUAAACUUCACACAGAUGGAGAAGUGUUUGACAUGGUUCAUCAUGUUCUCCAUGUUUUCUCACGGUGUGUAUAUUUAGACCAGAACUUGUAAUUUCUCAGCCCUCACACACAGCUGUAAACAGAGACUUCUUAUUUCAGCAGCAUGUUGUAUGUUUUGUGGGGUCGGCUUAUUUUGAGACAUGUGUGUAUACAGAAGUUUUCUGAGCCAUUAACAUAACUCACAUUUGAUUGUUUCCUGCUCAAACUCAACACUACUGAGGCUGUUUUUCAACCCCUGUGAUUAGAAAGUGUUAGGCGUGUCUAACACAAAUAUGAUGAUAUAUGCAGGAAAACACACAGUCAGCCUCAAAACUCCAGCCGGUUAACGGGAUUUUAUUCAGCUAACAGUAACUUCCACUGAUAAGACCAAUCUCUAUCUUAUCACAGGAGCUAUGAAGGUCCUGAACAAGCACAGAUCACCUUCAGAUCCUGCAUGAAACACUAGUAUGUUUGUUUUUAUUCCUGACCAGCAGGCCGAGGGCGGUUCAUGACACAGCAUUUCCUCCCAUGAAUCCUGUGUAGCUACAAGAGUGAACACACGUCGUUUAAAGCCUCCAGGGUUUGUGGUCUCCUCCUCUCAUCCAUCACUGUCACUUGCAGCUUCGUUGCUAAUCUCUUUCAUACCUGCUUCAUGGGAAGAGCGAGCUGUUUUGGCGGAUGAUAUGACGCUUCACUUUUGUUUUUGGUCGGGGUUUAAGAGGCCCUGCAGACUGGGAUCUGAUGUUAUGAUCCCUCCAGACUGAUUUAUGUGCAAACGGAAGACAGAUGACGCAGGGACGUCCCUGAUGAGUGUUCGCUCGUUGCCAGUCACGGAGAUACCGUGAUUAGGGAGUGUUUAAGUAAUUAUGACAGCGUUCAAUGUCGGCCUUGUUGGUGGAAGCACACAUGGGGAACACGUUACAUGUUAUUUAUACCAGACAACGGGCGCACUGUGGUGUAAUUCUUUGGGUUCCCAGACCCUGACUGCAGUUUUGAAUACAGUCAUGUAUAGGACAUGAAAUACAGCUCGUGCCUAAGUAAACUUCAGUCAGACCCCAUGAAAUAUAGAGCGACCUGUCUCUGGCUGUGUUUGAUUUGGAAAAGCUCCUCUUUUUGGCUUUGCUUGAAAAACAAGCCACCAACAUAAAGUGUAAGUUUGUCUCAGUUUCUAUUUAUAAACCCGUGUCUGCAGCAGUAUACACAGAUGUAUGUAAGUUAACCUCUGGCUCCAGCGUCGCUCCUCAGAGGGUGAUUUAAGUGAGUAGACAGUGGGUGGGUUUCAGGCCUGCAGAGUAGAGCAGUGCUGAGGGCAGGUUGUAAUAAAAGGCUGAAAACCUGAAAUCGAUCGACUCUUUGAUCAUACUUGGCUGCAGUCGUGGUGAACCUGCUGCUGGCCAGCUGAGGCAGAAGAGUUUUACCUUCAAAUCUGUUCAGGAAAACAUAUACGCUCACUGAAAGAUCUGGUUCAAAUCUCAACACGAUCGUUUCAGUCUUGCUGAUCUUUUCUCCAUCAUUAAUUCUUGUCUUCCUCUGUCUCUUCACAGGAUUAUCGACCAGCUCGAUGGCGUCCGCCUGGUGUGGUCUUUACUGAAAAACCCCAGUGCAGAUGUUCAGUCCAGUGCAGCCUGGGCUCUAUGUCCAUGCAUUGAGAAUGCAAAGGUAAGGUACAGAGGAGUGAUUUGACCUCUCUCUCUGACCUUUGGCAUUGGGGUGAAGCCCACCAAAGGCCCAUCGAUAUCCUCCUAAUCAAAGAGGUCUGUGUUGUUUUAGAAUAAAGGGUUGUCCCACUCAAACAAUAGGAGCUUCCUUAUAUCAGCAGGCCUGUCUUUGAGCUUUCCUUCCAACCUGCUGCUGCUGCUGCUGGGGGGGUUAGUGGGGGCAGAGCUGUUUCAGAGGAGGCUUACAUGAACCUCAGGCUAAUAUGAAGCAGAGGAGCCUCCCUGGCACACAAGGAUUGGUGAAUUGGGAGAGAGGCUGGGUAAUAUCCUGUGGCAUGGCUUCUGAUUUCCCAGCUGAAAAUCCUCCCUCAACAUGCUGCUGGUUACAGAGGCACACUGUCUUCCAGAGGGAAUCAGACGGUUUCUGUGAGACUGACUGCUCUAAUGAAAACACUGAACAAAUGGAUUGCAGAGGAACCCACAACAUUGCCAUGAAUACAGCUCUCUUCAAGACAUGAAGCAGGGGUUGCUGGGCCUUACAGUGUGUUAUGUUUGAUGUGCAUUCUCAUUUGCUCUCUAAGGGUAAAGGUCGUUACACAUCGGCGAAUAUGCAAAGCGAAUAAUUCAUUUUUUUUUAAAAACCUCAUAAAGUCAGUGCAAGCUUCCACACCGGCUACGAACUACUGCAGAGCGAAAAAGCAACUGUAAUUUUUUCUGCCCCUACCAAAUUUUGCAAACAUUCAAGCCGUUGCUCUGGAUCAAUCACCUCGCUGUAAUUUGUCCUCUCCUUUUGCAAACGUGGAGUUCUUGAAAUUGUCCGAGGGACAUCCUGAAGUAUUGUCGGAGUUUCUUCAGCCUUUUCCUUUACCCCCAGAUUUCACCCUCAGAAGACCUUUCAUCGUAUUGCAUUUUUACACAGAUACAUUCAACAUACCAAAGUUGUCACAAUACCAUAUUUUGAUUGAUACACCAAGUUUGAAUUACAGUACUCAAAACUGAUAUGAAACUUGUAAGUAAAACAGUUCUAUCAUGAUACUCAAUAAACUCCAGAACAGCUGGGAGGAAAUUGUGAGGGAGCUAAAUGUUAGCUGCUUGGACGCGAAGGAGAAAAUCUACAGUUGCCAGUUUCUCUUUGUUUGUUGUUGUCAGAAACUUUUGACUCCGGCCUGGCCCCUGGUGAAUGUAAAAGUUAACAUCCAUGCUAACGUAAAGGAUGCAUGGAAGUAUGUGGGCAGUGACGGAACCAUUGUUUGAAACAGAUGCGUACAUUUUCAUACGCAUCAUGAGCAUUAAUGAGCCCUUAGACAAUCUGAGCUUACACAGAGUUUUACGACUGUACCUUUCAGAAUAAAAGUGAUUACAUUGUUGCUACAUUAUUUUGUGUGCUGUGCAACACCAUCCCAUACAGAAUGUUGUUUUCUUUAAAGUACGGUUCAAUUCAGGCACCCAAACUCUGUUGUUAGGCAGACAGACAUUUCAGCUUUACAGUUUAGUCACACAUGGGUCUCAUUAGUCUCCUGGUCAAAAGAAAAACAGCUUUGUUGUUCGUUCACUGCUGCAUCAUUCAAAACCAUGGCUUGUUAAACUGAGAUUUUUUAAGGAGUCCGAACAUAGCAGAGCUGUUGGAGGCCAAGUUGCAUAAUCGUUAAUGUAGACGGCAGAACCAACAAUCCAUGGAACAAUAAACACAAUAUCUGGUUUGUUAAUGCGGAUCUAAAACAACAUGAUAAUGUCACAGCCUUAAACUUAACUAACAAUGUGCCAUUCAACCUUUAUUUCAGUCAAAUCUGAGCGCAUUUUUGUUCCCCUGUGUGUUUGUAUAUUUUCCAGUGACAUACUGUAGGUAUUAGUAUCACUGUGAACAGUUUCUUAGAGUGUCAGUCAUGUGACGUUUAGACAUGUAUCAGGCCAAGGCAGGUGUCUCUGGGUUGAAGCUUCUUGUUCAUGCUGGAAUUUUUCUGACUGAGAAGUGCAGCAAAAAGGACGCAUGGCAACCAUAUGUAAGUAGAGGGAGGCUGCAGACCUACUACUGAGCGCUAACAAAGUUUGACAAUGUUUGUCUGGACGUCAGUUUGCCAAUUUUGAGGGAAAUUCAUGAACAUGCUCUUGGGGUGAUUUUUUUGUACAGGACAGAGGCAAUGACAAGAACUACACAGAGCUCUCUGCCCAUGAGCUGAGGAACCUGAUACAGCUGCUUUAGUGCAGUCAUUAUUUAGAUAGAACCCCAUGUGGUUUGAGUUAGCAGCUCCAUACUGGAUUUAUAAGAGAGCCGUGGAAUAAAUGCAUCUGAGGCAUGUUUCAUACAGUGCUGCUCCCCAUCUGCAGACAGAGGAGUUCCUCUACCCACAGCUUCUCAACUGAGACUUUCUUGGUAUAUCAGUGCUGCAGAACCUUUAUAGUGACUUCUGCAAUUAAGAUAAGAUAAGAAGAACUUUAUUUAUCCCCAAGGGGAAAUUCAUUUCCUAAUGAAAGAAACAAAGUCCUCCUAGUUGCAGUGAGUGGAGUGUAUUAUAAAUUAGAUGCUUGGUUUAUUUUCCUUCAUGCACGUUUGAGAGGUCUGAUUGUUUAAGAGAAAAUCCGGGUUCGCUCCUGCUCUCCUCAGCGUGGCCCGCUCCCAUCAGCUUCAGAUCAGGCUCAGCAGAUAAUGUGUUUUCUAUUUCAUUUCAUCCUGGUAAGAUGAGGGGAGAGAGAGAAAGAGCCUUUGCGUGUGCAGCCUCAUAAUGUUGCGGUUUUCAGAUCUGGGGGCCGUCCAGGCCAUGAAAGAGAUCCUGGCUCGUCCAUCGCAGCUGGUGGCUUGAGAGAGCUUCCUCUGUCGCAGGGACUCCCGGCCAGCCGUCAUCAGUAUUCCUGAGGAAAGGCUUCCUGUGUGUCGGAGGUCAGCUCCUGGCCCGGUACCCCCUCCCUCCCUGCCCUGCACACAUGGCUCAUCCUCUGGCACGCCAUCACGGGGCCCAUACACCGCCGGCUGGCCUGAUCUCAGCUGUAGCUUGCUGUUAGGGAGGAGAACACAAUAGUACAUCCAGCUCUGCUGAAGGAGCUGGACUCUCAAACUGUAAAUCAGCCGCUGCUGUUUGUCCGAAAUGAAUACGAUGAAAUCCCUAAAUAUGCAGAAUGAAGAAUAACCAAUGAGUGAACAUAAAAAAACCCUGUUUUUACUGAUCUCCAGAGUCCUGAGUCAUUCAUCAGCUGUGGACCUGCAGACUGAAGCUGCAGGAUUUUCACAAUAAGCCUGCUCUGUGAUUUACACUCACUGAUCCAUAAUUUGCCUUUGGAGAGAUUUUUGCUCCAUUUUCAGAGUCUUAACAUCACAGACUGCCACCAUGUUGCACAGCUCCAUGGCUGGCAAACACUGUGUAAUGAUUUUAAACAGCAACCAUACUGCCAACCCAUACUGCAGCCAGAGAGCCUGCCAGCUCUUUAACCACAGUUCAAUCAUAGCUCCUUACGAGCCUGCAGGUCUGGUGGGCACCCCCCCCCCCCCUUGAAAAAGGGACAAAGUGAUCAAUAUUAAAUCAAUAUUCAAUGAAAUUGUGAUCCAAAGGACAAAAAUCAAAUGUAAUUGUUAAGUUCUUGAUAUACCAGCCAAUCCGUGAGCUUCAUCGCCUUGAUCAGUACCACAGGUCUGCUGUGGGGGGGCUGGUUUUGUUUCACUCAGGUGGAGACAGUCCUCUUGGUUGGUCUGUAGUGAUGAGACUUGAUUUGGUUGCAUGUCUUUGUACUGACUUAGUGCCCCCGUCAACCUCUUUGUCUCUUCUCAGCCUGCCCUCUUCAUCACCUCCUCAUUCAUUCUGACAGAGCUCUAUCUAAUAACAGACUCUCUCUCUAUAGGAUGCAGGGGAAAUGGUGCGCUCCCUCGUCGGUGGGUUGGAACUGAUUGUUAAUUUGCUGAAGUCAACAAACAGCGAAGUGCUGGCGAGCAUCUGCUCCGCCAUCGCCAAAAUAGCCAAAGACAGGGAGAACCUGGCAGUCCUCACUGAUCACGGGGUCGUCCCACUGCUGGCCAAGCUGACUGACACAGUGAGUUCACCUCUGUGCUGCAGACCCACAGCAGUUAGCUCAUCAACGGCAGUGAAUUCAACUUUCAUACAAACAUUUUUACUAUGACUCCUGUUCCCAUUUAACGCAGCAUAAAUCUGGGUAAUGAGCAGAACAUUAGGAGUUACAGCCCUGAGGCUCCUGCAGAGCUGUGUUGGAAGUUUGCUGUUGUACACAUCAUAAAGUCGCCCUCCGGAGACCAAUAGCAUCCUGUUUCCUCCUCCACAGACUGAUGACAAGCUGCGCCACCACCUGGCCGAGGCCGUCGGUCGCUGCUGCAUGUGGGGCAGCAACAAGGUGUCUUUUGGUGACGCCGGAGCAGUGACGCCCCUUGUUCGGUACCUCAGUUCAAAAGACACAGCAGUCCACCAGAGUACUGUGAUGGCCCUGUACCAGCUGUCCAAGGACCCCAACAACUGCAUCAGCAUGCACAGGAGCGGCGUGGUCAAGGUCAGUGAGCACUUAGUGGCUGAUCUCUGACUCCUUAUCUCUGCUUUUCCAAAAAUAGUUCACAAAGUGAUUCUUCCUCUUUUAUUUGGUGCUUUUUUGUCUGAAUCUGUCAAAAUCACGCCGAGGAAAAGUACCCUGACUCCCCCCACUCUUGCCCUUGCGAUGUGUGAAAAACACUAAGUAAUAAACUCUAAAAAGCUGAGACUAUUUUCAGAGCCUUUGACUGAUGGGGCAGAAACAAAGCGGGUUUUAUUCAGCAGCGGAAACAUGACUCCACUUUCUAGCCGUCAUGGGAAUUCAGAAAAGCAAACAGCUCAGUGUGUGCGCAGCGCCAUUUCUCCGGUAGCUCCUAGAUGCCAUUACAGCACGAGUCAAAGGGCUGUAGCCGGGGGUAACUGUUGCUAAGGGCUGUUCCUGGACAUCAGGGAUGAAUGCAGCAGCAGCAGUGAUAUGCUUCAGGCCGGAGAGCGCAGUCAGAGAACAAUGUUUUUUUAUGGUGGAGGGUUUUUUUUCUCUUCUCUGUACGGCUACAUCCGCCAGCUUCCUUCAUCCCUGCAGUCGUGAAGCACUCGUCCAAAAAGAAACAAGCAUUGUUUUGUCUAACUCUAAGCCUGUCGGGCUGUUUCCAUUCAGCUCCACAGACUGUUUGUGUUUGUCUCUGACAGUCACUCCAGAUUUCAUGUUCAGAUUAGACUCUAAUUGAUGUCUUGUCACAAAUGAUCUUGAGCUCAUAUUUCAGCAUAUUUGGAAACCAUCACUAUCUUUCUCUCAGAUUCAAUCAUGUUUCACACAGAAGGACUUUUUCACAUGGAAAUCUUUCUGCGGCCUAAAGUGAGCUGAAAUCCUUUUUCCUCUCCUAAAUAACAACUGUGAUAUAAAUUAUAAAGUGGUUGUGCCAUUGCAGCCAGAUGCUUUUUUCCCAUGUUCAUUAAAUGGUGUACUUGAGCUCGAUCUGCUCUUACAGUCUAUGUGGUUCGACUCUGGCCAUAAUUGGUAUCUGGACUGAGCGUUGGGUGUUCCGACAGAGUUAUGUCCAAUUUGCAAAAGUCGUUAAGCUGAGUGCCUUUUGUAGUUCGAGCCACGACAAAAACUGGACAAGCCCUCUUUUUUUCUGUGUGUGUGUGUGUUUGAAAGGCAUACCACCCUUUUAAUCUGUCUCUGUGUUUGCCCUGAUUAAUGUACCAGUUAAGAGUUGCAACACUACUCCAUGAUGUAUUUUUGGACUUUUAAAGAGCUUAAUUACCAAAGGCCACGUAACUGCAGCAGUGUUGCAGUGUUUGUUCUUAAUCUCAGACUUGGAAACACAACACAGGCAGCCUCAUUGUUCAGUCUGGCCACAGUCUCAGCCAUCCGGGCAGGAGGAAGGGGAGGCUGAGACUUACCUGCCUGACCUCAGAGGAAACAUUUCAGAGUGGGAUAUUGUCAAUCUUGUGGAUUUCAGUUUGCUCUGUAAUGUUCUGCUCCAUGAUCUACAGGCAGCUGGUAGAGAGAAUGUGUUAAAAUAAUAUCUCUAAUAGUUGAAAAUGUGUUGGAGAGAGUUUCGUGAGGAUUGAUACUGAGCCCUGGGUCUGAUUUACUGCCAUGUGUAAAACCCUGGACCUCCUCUUAUUAUUGGAAAAGUGUUUCAAAGAGUAUUUCUGUGCCGCUGAGAGUCUCUACAAACAUAUUUACCCACGUGUAGUAUACGAUUUCGAGUGAGUGAGGGUUUGUCUCCCUCCUAAGUUAGUUUAGAAAGUAACUUUCCCCCCUUGAGCACUAAAGAGCCCAGACCCUUAAGAUCCACAGAGGAAACCAAGCGUGGAUGAGAAAGUGUUUCACACUGGAAAACAGAUUACUGACUUGUCCCAGAGUUUGUACUCCUCAUUCGGUCCACAGUCAAUUUAAAUAUUUAGUGUAAAUACUUUGCUUUGGGCUUCACCUUGUCAUUCAUUAUUUCUUUCAGACUUUGUUGCUCAUAUUUUUUGCACAGUGUGUUUUUCUUGGAAUCUGCCGCCUCUCAGAUCAGACUUGCAAAAAGAAAGAGAUUCAGGUGCAAAAUACGAACCACAGAAAAAGAGAUAAAUCGCCCAUUCCGUUUGAUUUGACAUCCACCCUCAGUAUCUCACAGUUUUAUACGGAUGUGCUUCAUUUUGUGUCAUGUACUAAACCAACAUGCCUUCCCUCCUGGGCUUUACACUGCUUCCAAAAGCACUGGGGAUUGUUUGCUUAAACCAUAAAUCCUUGUAGACAGCUUCAGCCAGCUAUUUGUAUUAAAGAGGUUUUCACAUAAGAAAAGCUUUGUGAAGUAAAUGGAUGAAAAUUACAAAAUGUGCUGGUAAUGAUUGGUAAUUUUCAACUAAAGACAUUCCAGAGCAUUGCUUCUGCCAGGUCCUGCUAUGUAUUUUAGGCGUUUACUAAUCUCAAUGAGAAAAACGUUUGCACUUUGGUUGCCAUGAGCACGCUUCUGCCCCUGCACGCUGCCUGUUUGCUUUAUUUUUUCAGUUUCUCACACAGUCAGUCAUGAACAGGGAGGCUGUGGGGGGCAGAAAAUACUCUAAUGUCAGGGCAGGAAUAAAAACCAAACAGAGCAUCACAGGUUUACUUCUUCACUUUCCUGUUGGUUUGUGGCUUACAUGACUUCAGGUCAGGGUGUGGUGAGCAGAUGAUACAGGCUCUGUGUCCUGCUGCUCUGUUAUGACAACCAUGUUUUUGACAUCCAUGCAAUGGGAUGUCGUAGAGCCUCUGACUCGAGCUUCUCUCUGCACUGUCUGGGUUAGAAAUGCCAAGCUUGGUUCUGCAGGUUCAGACCAGUCUUCAGACUGAGGCUUACAUACAGAUGAAAUUUUAGUAAAUCAGAAGAUGAAGUGAGCCUCAACAUGACAAAAAGGAUAGACUGCAUGUAAUAUUUGAAACGUGCAAAAUGGAAUGAAUCCAUCAAGAGUCUGGUCCUUUAUAUUAAUGAGUCGUGAUAUCAGAUGCUUUCAUAGCAUCAACAAAGGAGUGGAGAACUACACACUGGUAAGCAGCAAAAAUGACACAGCACCAGUAUUGCAUUGGUUGCAUGAUAUACACCUCAUCACCCCACCUACUAGCUCAUAUUGAAUUAUUUAGCUGUUACUAGCUACAUUUACACAUUGUCUUAUCCUGUUGUUAUGCAGAAAUUUGACUAGGGAGCCAUCUGAUUUGAGUCUUGGUGAAAACAUUUUUGCCAAUAGUUGUCCAGUUUCAAUUUCAGUUGAGACUGUGGUUUUCCACAAUCAUGAAAAAUACAUAAUCAAGUUUAAAUUAUGUGCUGCCCGCAAUGCUGCACUCAUUUUGUCCUCUGCUGUGAAUGGAGCACACCUCUUUCUUCCCUCACAGCAGAUACAUCUGAUAUAAAUGUCAAAUCAUUGGUGAUUACAUUUAAUAAUGGUGAUCUUACUAUCAACCAAAGGACGUGAUUAUGAAUUUCCAAAUGUUGAGUCACCCUGGCUAACCCAGAUCAAAUAAUUUUGAGGAGUCUUAAGGCUCCCAAACUAACCUUGGCUUAGACAUAGCUUAGAGCAGUAAACUAGCUUGAGGUAACAGGAAGGUGACAUGGUAAAGCAACAAAGAAAAGAUGUUUUAUUCACUCAAUGAAGCAAACACAAUUCAGUCAGAAACACUUUAAUUCAAGAAAAGUAAUUAUUUCAUGCAUCAAAUCAUAUUUGGUAGUAUGGCUGUAUCCUGAGAGCUCCCUGCCCUUCUAUGUAAAUAUGCAGGAUAUCAAAGUCUGAGGUAGGGAGACCACACACCCCUCUGUUUCAUGUGCAUUCAUGAGAGGCCAAGGCAGGCAGAGAGGCAGCAAAAGCUCCCUGAGAUAAUGAGCGGCACCUCAGUUCAUUUUCACUGGCAAUCUUAGAAUGUUGAAGCUCAAGGCAGGGAGAGCACACCUCCCCUCCUUUUUUGGUGCAUACUUGCUGGCAUCUGCUCAGUACACAGUAUCUUUUAUGUUUGUUUUAAUGUUUGAGUUUGGUUUAAUGUAUAUUUUUUUUAUACUUAUUAAUGUUGUCUUUUGAAUGAGGUACUGGAGAGGAGACAGGCAGAGCAGCAGUAAAGACAUCACCAGUUUGGUAUAUAACAAUAGGAUAAGAAGGUAAUCAGCUGGUCUCUGUGAAAACAGCUGCACUUAUGAGUAUGGCUGUGGUAAAUCUUCAUAUUUUUCCUGAACCACACACAGGGGCAGCUUCAUUCAAGGGGGGAGGGCUCAGAAAGUAACACUUCUGAUAGAUCUAAGCAAUGAUGGACAAGGAACAGCCAACCAAUAAAGGAAGAGUUUUUUUUUCCAGAGGCUAACUGAUGCAAUGAAACCCUCACUGUUAAAGACUCGUCUUUGAGGGCCCAGAGUUUGGUCGGGUUUAUGGAGGCAGCUGUGGUGCAGACUUAAAACUUUCUCAAAGUCACUGAUUUACAUCUGCUCUCUCGCCCUCUCAUCUUCUUCUUCGUCCUCCUCAGAGACACAGAAACAGCAGCUCACUCAGUCUCUGACUCACUGAAGGCUGCAGAGAAUGUUAUUUACCCUGACUUCCCUCACAAGCUUCCCUUCAGCCCCUGCAAAACAUGGAUAUCUGUUUGAGCUGCACAGUGGACUCGAGAACAUGGACAUGCUCAGGGGUACAGGAGGUUGAUGGGGGUCUUAACAACUGUCAGACCCACACAGGGGCAUUAAUCCUGAACCCUUGCAGACAGAUGAGGCCCAACAGGGCGCACUUAACACCAUAACACCUCCAUGUGCUACAGCAUGUAUACAUACACACAUGCAGCAUUAUUGUGUAGCCCUCCCAGACUGCAUGCCCGCCUGCUCCUCCCCCUUCCUCCCUCUUGCCAGAGAUGGAGGAAAGCGUGUUUCCCAGCUCUCUCCUUGGAUGUCAGAACUCACUGGAGCUCUCUGAAGUACAGAAACCUCAAAAACUCACGAUUCAGUUUUCAAAUAUGGGGCAAGUGUUCAUGUUACCACAGCCAGGCAAUAUCUAACAAGUGGAGUAUUAUAUUCUGAGAGAUCCCAGCUGGGAGGGAAAGAGCUAGCUGAAAAAAGAGUGAAGAGAGACACGCUUAUCUUCGCUGAGCCGCGUGCUUCAGGAGACCUUAUUUGGCUACGUCUGAAUAACAUGCUAUGAGGUUGGCAAAAACUCUGCCUCCAGCACUUUGCAGGCAUCCUCUCCUUUUACAAAAGAGACUUGUUUAGAGAGCUGCAUGUUUUCUGGAGCCUGUGGAUCUAAGUUUACUUUUGGAGGUGUUUUUGGUGCUAUUUAAAAAUCAUAUAAAACCUGAGGGCAAAUGUUUCACAUAUACUCAGCCACACUGCUUCAUUGAGAGGAGCUGACAUCGCUGACUGUUGUCUGUGUUUCUGCUGAAAAUACAGUUCCAAAAAUCUAGAGAAAAGACAUUAUUUUCUCACUUUUUAAAAUUUUUUAUCUUUUGUAUUCUCAGUCAUCCAUGUUGGCCCAGUUCCUUUUUCAGCUGUUUUCUUGAUUCUGUUUGUCCUUGCUCAGAAAUCCUGGGAAUGUCUUGUCUUCUUCUUUGGCUGUUUGCUCACCACACAAAUGUGCAGAGUCGUGUUUUCAGUUUGCACAUAACACAGGGAAGCUUCAGGGUCAACCUCAGCCCCCCCUGACAGGCAUUAUGGACAUAAUGACAAACUGAGAGUCUGACCUCAACACUGAUCAGCUGGAUAUAGAUACGUGUAAACAUGAGAUAUCACCAAAAGACGGCUACAGUUAAGGGAGGGCUGCGCUAAAAUGAUAGGAUCGUCAUUUCAGUAUAUUCCCUAUAAUAACAAAUGCUGCUGUUUUUGAGUGAAGACCCUGAUUAUGAUGCUCUGGUGGAAACCAGGGGGGCUUACGGGUUUAUCUUGGUAAAAAUAGUUUUAAUAACCAAAAGAUUUUCAUCACUUAGGGUUGCACAAAAUAAAAAAGUGACAUUUGGAAGUGUUAUUAUUCAAACUUCUCCAAAAAACAGAAAUUACAAAAUAAUUCUGAGCAGGAUAAUAAAGUCUGCAUAUUUACUUAUAUUUUCUAUAUCUAUCAGCUGUACUUCAUGACUUACUCAGUAACUGUGUUAGUACAUGAUUUGACACCUCAAGGAGGUCAUUUUAAAGUCCUGUAUUCCUCUAGAGGGUCUUCCAAAGUCUUUUAUUGAAAGUGAUCAGUAAAAUCUUCAAAACCCGGGAGAGACAGUUAGGGCAAGAGUGAAGUGGUUGUGUCUGUUAAUACCUAAAAAGUUCAUUAAUGUUACUGGCCUGAAUUUUGUAAGCUUUUUAACCAUUGUUACUCCACACGAUAGUAUAGAUGACACUUACUGACCCCAAUACUUGUUGUUUUAUUCUGCACCCCAUUAGAACAGGCUGGUCGACUUUUGAAUAUGAUGGGGAGGGUUAGGGUAAGGGUUAGCAGUGACAUGAGGUUCUCCAAUGUGUUUCAGUCAUGCCUCUGCCUUUAGCUGAAUCCAAACAGGCUGGAUGUCAUUUAAAAUGGUUCAUUCUCAGGUCAUUUUCUUGGACAGUUUUCAAACUUCACAUGAGUCUGUAACAGCAGAUCUGUACAGAAACUGUUUUCAAAAUCCUUUUCCAUUUGCUGAACACAGCCUUGAUAUAUGGGGCUUAAAAGUGCCUCAGACGUCUCAGCAGUCGCUGUAUUUAUCAAAGCUUCAUUGUGUUUAGUAGCAGGGAGGCCUUAAGUGCUUAGUUGAGGGAUGUAAUGUUGCCAUUGGUUCAUUAUGGAUGUAAACAAGAUGAUCCAAAAUAAUUGCAAGUGUGGCUUAGGAAACCUCAGUGGCACACCAUUGUGAUUGUACCAAAGAGCACACAUUGAACAAAUUUAGAUCCAUCCAUUUCAGCAGAGUAUUUAUGCUUACGUUUACUUUUACUUUGAUUCAGCCAGGCAGACGCCCACAAACAUAAUGUAGUGAUUUUGCUGCAGAUAAAACUGAAAAAAGGCUCACCCCUACAAAGCACAUGCCACUCAGUGGUGUGCCAUAUAUCCACUGUUCCUCUUUGCUUAUUUCUGCACAAUACGCAGUUCUUUGAAGAUACAAAAAUCUUUUUUAAUGUUCAGUUUUAUGUAACCAAAAUAUAAACUCCCAAGGCUGGGGAUUUCUAAAGGGCACAGAGCCUUGUUCUGCAAUAAGAUCUAACGAGAUCCAUUACACAAGCCACUAAUAGUCGGAUAUAAUCUGACCUUUGGAGCGGUGGAAAGGCUGUCAAGUUGUGCGGUUCAUGCUCAGGUUUUAAUGUCGAGCCGGCUCUUUCAUCUGAGCAAACUUACAGGAGCAUGUGUGCCUGCAGCUGUAACCCCUUUGCUGAGGCAUGGUUUGAAACUGGGACAAACACUCAUGCAUGCUAGUGCUACAUGAGGCUGUCACAGCAGAGUCCCUGCAUGACCAUCAAAAUGUGUGCAGCAUACAAACAUGUUUCAAAGCUACCAGACCAGCGUCAGUUAACAGUGUUAAUGAAUUUCUUCCUGCAGCUGGCUCUUACCUCUGUCUGUUUCAUUCACACAGCCACUCAUCGGCAUCAUGGGCUCUGAGGAUGAGACACUCCAGGAAGCUGCCGCCGGCUGUGUGCGUAACAUCCGCCUGCUGGCCCAGGCCAACAGAGAGGACCGACUAUUUUGCCGACAAUAAAUUGAUCACAUCACCCCAGGAUCCACCUCCACACUGUGGUCAUGGCUGCCUCCUCCAAUGGCUUCACUCUGGUAGCACACUGUGUUUGGAUUUUUUAAAUAUUAUUUUAGAUCAUGUUAGAACUGCAGAAAAAGUGACUCAAUGUUGAAUCAUGAAAGACCUCUGGACCCUUUGUGGUUAAUUUAGCUUGAUUUCUGAUCUUUAGCUGCACAGAGAAAAGAGCUAGCAUGAACCCCCAAUGAUGCCCAGGCUUACAUCUUAGAACACAGAGCUGCCACGAUAUUGGAUUUUCAUCUCAUGAUUACUGUGGUCAUAAAAUAUCAUGAUAACAAUAUUAUCAUAAUAUUUAUAGAAAACUUUGUGAACACCACAAUGAGGAAACCACACAAACCACCACAAACGGAGGAAAAGUAAAGCAACACAUUACUUCAUAAACCUUACUAAUAAACACAGUGAAGUUACAUGUUUUCCAUUUCUAAUGAUGUUCAAACUGAUUUAUCCACAUCAUCAGCCCCUAGACUCAAAAUAAUGGUGUUUAAUUUUGAUAUUUUUUCCCCUCAUCUUUCAAAAUUGCUGUUAAAAAAGUUAAUCUUUCUUUUUCUGUUCAAUAAAGAAUGUGUGUCUGUCUGAGUGGAUGACAUAAACAUUUUGGAAUAGACAUCCAACUGCUAAAAGGGACCAUCAGUCAUUCAUUUUCAGAGCUUUCCUUCAUGUUGCUAAAUUAAAUGUCAGAUUUUAUUUAAA
This is a messenger RNA of Xyrichtys novacula (pearly razorfish), 49773 nucleotides long. NCBI's taxonomy places the organism in Eukaryota, Metazoa, Chordata, Actinopteri, Labriformes, Labridae. The record is from the annotation of a GenBank genome assembly.